Molecule: messenger RNA, 76743 nt
Organism: Coregonus sp. 'balchen'
Lineage: Eukaryota; Metazoa; Chordata; Actinopteri; Salmoniformes; Salmonidae
Source: the annotation of a GenBank genome assembly
AUGCAGGGAGGUCUGUAUGAGUCACUUUAUUAACAUAAUAUAAUCUUUAGUCAUAUUUCUACUAAUACAGGUCUUUUUUUUAAUUAUGAAGGUUAAUAAUGCAUUAUAACUAUUUCAAAUUAUGCCUCAGGGAGUUUUCUCUAACUUCUAGCUUCUAUUUUCGUGCGCGCGCGCGCACACACACACACACACACACACACACACACACACACACACACACACCACACACACACACACACACACACACACACCACACACACACACACACACACACACCACACACACACACACACACACACACACACACACCACACACAUACCCCGUCCGCUGUCCCUCCACUCCGCAGGGCUUCUGUUGUCAGAUGGUUAUCAGAUUGGACAGGGGGUUAUGACACCUCAAGGUCCGGCUGAAGUAAGGACCCCCGCCACAGCUUCCUGUUUCCUGUGGUGUCAGUGUGUGCACGGGGUGACAAAGCGCUCGUGCACCAGCGUGAGGGAUAUGCUGCCCAGUAGGCUGCCACUUUCUCUGUUUACCCAACAAAUGUCUGUUGUUCUGCAUCGCAAUACCUGUGUCUUGUUUUGUCUAAACCUCUCUACCAUUAAAGUCUGCCUGUGUUACACUGCUCUAUGGAGGACUGUUCCAGUCCUAACAGCCAUAUCCCUGUAUAGAAGACCUACCUGAUAUCUUAGUAAUAUCCCUGUAUAGAAGGCCUACCUGAUCUCUUGGUAAUAUCCCUGUAUAGAAGGCCUACCUGAUCUCUUGGUAAUAUCCCUGUAUAGAAGGCCUACCUGAUCUCUUGGUAAUAUCCCUGUAUAGAAGGCCUACCUAAUAUCUUGGUAAUAUAUCCCUGUAUAGAAGGCCUACCUGAUCUCUUGGUAAUAUCCCUGUAUAGAAGGCCUACCUGAUCUCUUGGUAAUAUCCCUGUAUAGAAGGCCUACCUGAUCUCUUGGUAAUAUCCCUGUAUAGAAGGCCUACCUGAUCUCUUAGUAAUAUCCCUGUAUAGAAGGCCUACCUGAUCUCUGUGGUUUUGUCUGUAGUCUGAGUAUUAGAUUUUUGACUCAACUGGUCAACUGUAGUUACCUUUACCCACAAUCUCAGGGUUUAGAUAUGAGUUUAUGAGACUUUCAAGGUGUAGUUGUCACGCCCUGGCUCUGGGGACUCUUAUAUGUUGAGCCAGGGUGUUAGUUUAUAUGUGUAGUGUCUAUGUUUUGUUUUCUAUGUUUUCUUUUCUAGAUCAUGUGUUUCUGUGUUGGCCGGGAUGGUUCCCAAUCGGAGGCAGCUGUGUCUUGUUGUCUCUGAUUGGGAACCAUACUUAGGCAGCCUGUUGUGCACUUGUCAUUUGUGGGAUCUUGUUCCGUGUAGGUUUGUGUGUAUGACCGAGGACUUCACGUUUCGUUUUGUUGUUUUUGUUGUUGUAUCGUGUUCCUAAGUACACAUUAAAAAGAUGUACGCAUAUCACGCUGCACCUUGGUCCACUCAUUACGACGAUCGUGACAGAAGAUCCCACCAUAACAGGAUCAAGCAGCGUGUCCAGGAGCAGACAGCCUGGACUUGGGAGGAGAUCUUGGACGGGCAGGGAUCCUGGACUUGGGAGGAAAUCCAGGCCGGAAUGGAUCGCCAUCCGUGGGAGGAGACGGUGGAGGCGCGCCAUAGAGAGGAGCAGCGGCGCCAACCGUGCCGACGUCGGGCACGCAAGAGGCAACCCCAAUAAUUUUUUUUGGGGGGGGCACAUGGCAUGGACGACGGGGCUGCUGGAGGCAGCUACAGGGCGAGUUUGUGGAUUAGGAGAAGAGGCCACCGGGUUUGGGGGGCUGGAAGGGAGGUUGGCGGAGCCUAGAGGUAGAGCAGAGCCAACUCCCCGUACUCAGGCUAGGCAGCGUGAGACUGGGCAGGUUCCGAGGUAUGCGGAGCUGCGUACUGUGCCGCAAGUGGUCCGGCACAGUCCUGUACGUCCUGUGCUAGCACCACGCACGUGUCGUGCUAAGGUGGGCAUGCAGCCAGGACGGAGUGUGCCGGCUCAACGCUCGUGGCCUCCAGUACCCCUCCUCGGUCCCGGAUAUCCUGCGCCAGUGCCACGUGCUGUAGUGCCAGUACGAGUACACAGCCCUGUACGUCCUGUGCUGAUGCCUCACACAGAGUGUGUAAAAAUAGGCACUCAGCCAGGACGGGUGGUGUCAGCUCUUCGCUCCAGACCUCCAGUCCGUCUCCACAGCCCGGUCCAGCCUGUUCCUGCCCCUCGCACCAAGCCUGUGGUGCGCGUCGCCAGCCCGGCCCGGCCUGUUCCUGCUCCCCGCACCAAGCCUAUGGUGCGCGUCGCCAGCCCGGCCUGUUCCUGCCCCUCGCACCAAGCCUGUGGUGCGCGUUGCCAGCCCGGCCCGGCCUGUUCCUGCGUCUCGCACCAAGCCUGUGGUGCGCGUCGCCAGCCCGGCCUGUUCCUGCUCCCCGCACCAAGCCUGUGGUGCGCGUCGCCAGCCCGGCCGGGCCUGUUCCUGCUCCCCGCACCAAGCCAGUGGUGCGCGUCGUCAGCCCGGUCCGGCCCGUUCCUACUCCCCGCACCAAGCCAGUGGUGCGCGUCGUCAGCCCGGUCCGGCCCGUUCCUGCUCCCCGCACCAAGCCAGUGGUGCGUGUCGCCAGCCCGGCCCGGCCUGUUCCUGCGUCUCGCACCAAGCCUGUGGUGCGCGUCGCCAGCCCGGCCUGUUCCUGCUCCCCGCACCAAGCCUGUGGUGCGCGUCGCCAGCCCGGCCCGGCCUGUUCCUGCUCCCCGCACCAAGCCUGUGGUGCGCGUCGUCAGCCCGGUCCGGCCUGCUCCUGCUCCCCGCACCAAGCCAGUGGUGCGCGUCGUCAGCCCGGUCCGGCCCGUUCCUGCUCCCCGCACCAAGCCAGUGGUGCGCGUCGUCAGCCCGGUCCAGCCCGUUCCUGCUCCCCGCACCAAGCCAGUGGUGCGCGUCGUUAGUCCGGCACAGCCCGUGCCUGUUUCACCGGUUUCACCGGUGCCUGGUCAGGUACCUAAGGAGCCUAAGCAAUCCGCUCCACCGAUGUCCAGUCCAGCUCCAGCCAGCGGGGCCAGACCAGACCAGGGGCGCUACGGGGGGGUAGUUAGAGGGUGGUGGUCACACCCGGAGCCGGAUCCGCCUCCGAGGCGGAAUGCCCACCCGGCCCCUCUCCUGUUGGGUUUAGUUGGUGCGGUCGCAGUCCGCGCCUUUGGGGUGGGGGGUACUGUCACGCCCUGGCUCUGGGGACUCUUAUAUGUUGAGCCAGGGUGUUAGUUUAUAUGUGUAGUGUCUAUGUUUUGUUUUCUAUGUGUUCUUUUCUAGAUUGUGUGUUUCUGUGUUGGCCGGGGUGGUUCCCAAUCGGAGGCAGCUGUGUCUUGUUGUCUCUGAUUGGGAACCAUACUUAGGCAGCCUGUUGUGCACUUGUCAUUUGUGGGAUCUUGUUCCGUGUAGGUUUGUGUGUAUGACCGAGGACUUCACGUUUCGUUUAGUUGUUUUUGUUGUUGUCUCGUGUUGCUAAGUACACAUUAAAAAGAUGUACGCAUAUCACGCUGCGCCUUGGUCCACUCACUACGAUUAAUUAUUACGACGAUCGUGACAGUAGUCUAGGUUACUUUGCUUGAAUGUUCAAUCCAGCAGCAAAAGAUUCUCUACAUUUUAUGUCUCUGGUUAGUUGAUAGAGGAUUGUAUCUCUCUGAUGGAUCCUAGAGUCUGGACAGUCAGGAGGAAACGUCUUUUUGGAGAUUAGAUAUUGAUUCAGGAGAGUUCUUAAAAAGGCCUUUGAGUUGUGGCUCCACUGUUUUCCAGGGUAAAAGAGAGAAUCAUACCCACUGCAGAGAUAUUGAGUGACAAAGAGAAUAUAUUAUUUUUUUACUGAGGGCAAUUAUUUGAAAAUAUUGAUCUGGGUUGAGUUGAGGUAAAGUUAUAAUAUAAUAUAAGCCAUUAAGCAGAUGCUUUUAUCCAAAGCGACUUGCGUGCCUACAUUUUUUACAUAUGAGUGGGUGUGGGAUUCGAACCCACUAUCCUAGAGUUGCAAGAGCAUGCUCUACCAACUGCUCUACAGAGGACCACAUAAUGACUGCAAAAAGAGACACAUCCAACACUCAAGACUGUUGUCUAUCUGUCUAUUGCUUUCUUUCGCUCUCCCUCUCACUCUCCAUCUCACUCUCUAUCUCUCCCUCCAUCUCUCCCUCUCACGCUCCAUCUCUCCCUCCAUCUCCCCCUCUCACUCUCCAUCUCUCCAUCUCACUCUCCAUCUCACUCUCCAUCUCUCCCUCCAUCUCUCCUCUCAAUCUCCAUCUCUCCCUCUCACUCUCCAUCUCUCCCUCCAUCUCUCCCUCUCACUCUCCAUCUAUCCCUCUCACUCUCCAUCUCUCCAUCUCGCUCUCCAUCUCUCCCUCCAUCUCUCCCUCUCACUCUCCAUCUCUCCCUCUCACUCUCCAUCUCUCCCUCCAUCUCACCCCCUCACUCUCCAUCUCUCCAUCUCACUCUCCAUCUCUCCAUCCCACUCCCCUUCUCACUCUCCAUCUCUUCAUCUCACUCUCCAUCUCUCCCUCCAUCUCUCCCUCUCACUCUCCACCUCUCCCUCCAUCUCUCCCUCUCACUCUCCAUCUCUCCAUCUCACUCUCCAUCUCUCCAUCUCACUCUCCAUCUCUCCCUCCAUCUCACCCUCUCACUCUCCAUCUCUCCCUUCAUCUCUCCCUCUCACUCUCCACCUCUACCUCCAUCUCUCCCUCUCACUCUCCAUCUCUCCAUCUCACUCUCCAUCUCUCCAUCUCACUCUCCAUCUCUCCCUCCAUCUCACCCUCUCACUCUCCAUCUCUCCCUCCAUCUCUCCCUCUCACUCUCCAUCUCUCCAUCUCACUCUCCAUCUCUCCCUCCAUCUCUCCCCCUCACUCUCCAUCUCUCCAUCUCACUCUCCAUCUCUCCAUCCCACUCCCCUUCUCACUCUCCAUCUCUCCAUCUCACUCUCCAUCUCUCCCCCAUCUCUCCCCUCACUCGGUCCAUCUCUCCAUCUCACGCUCCAUCUCUCCAUCUCACUCUCCCUCUCUCCCACCAUCUCACCCUCUCACCUCCAUCUCUCCCUCCAUCUCUCCCUCUCACUCUCCAUCUCUCCUCUCAACUCUCCAUCUCUCCCUCCAUCUCUCCCCCUCACUCUCCAUCUCUCCAUCUCCUCUCCAUCCUCUCCAUCCCACUCCCCUUCUCACUCUCCAUCUCUUCAUCUCACUCUCCAUCUCUCCCUCCAUCUCUCCCUCUCGCUCUCCACCCUCGCCCUCCAUCUCUCCCUCUCACUCUCCAUCUCUCCAUCUCACUCUCCAUCUCUCCAUCUCACUCUCCCUCUCUCCCCUCCCCUACAUCUAUCACCCGCUCCCUCUCCAUCUCUCCCCUCCAAUCUCUCCCUCUUCACCUCCUCUUCUCUCCUCUCACUCUCCUCUCUCCCUCUCUUUCCCUUCCUCCCCCCACUCUCCAUCUCUCCAUCUCACUCUCCAUCUCUCAUCCCACCCUCCCAUCCCCCUCCCCUUCUCACUCCUCCACCAUUUCUCCAUCUUCACUCUCCAUCUCUCCCUCCACUCUCUCCCCUCUCACUCCCCAUCCUCCUCUCACUCUCCAUCCUCCAUCUCAUCGCCAUCUCUCCCUCCAUCUCACCCUCUCACUCUCCCUCUCUCCUCCUCCCUCUCUCCCUCUCACUCCCAUCUCUCCAUCGCACUCUCCAUCUCCUCCCCAUCUCUCCCCCUCCUCUCCAUCUCUCCAUCUCACUCUCCAUCUCUCCAUCCCACUCCCCUUCUCACUCCUCCCAUCUACCAUCUCAUCCCUCCCUCCUCACUCACUCUCCAUCUCUCCCUCUCACUCUCAUCUCUCCCCCAUCUCUCCUCUUCCUCUCCAUCUCUCCCUCCAUCUCUCCUCCUCAUUCUCCCUCUCUCCAUCUCUCCCCCUCACUCUCCUCUCUCCGUCUUCCAUCCCCACCCCCCCCUCCUCACCACCUCCCCCCCCCCCCUCUCCAUCUCUCCACCUCCCCCCCUCCACCCCUCCUCCACCUCCAAUCUCCUUUCCAAAAGUCUCCUUUCGGUCCACUUUUUGGGGAAAAUCGGGUAUCCACGGAAGCCUUUCAAUGGUCAAACUAUCAAUAACCCACUGUUUAAAGCAACUGCUUGCUACGGUUAUGGUUGGGGUUGAAUGGGGUUGGGCUAGGGUUAAGUUUAGGGGUUGAAUAAGGUUGGGCCGGUUUGGGGGAAUUUAGGGGGUUAUAUAGGGUUAGGCUAGGUAGGGUUGGUUUGGGGUUAAUAUGGUUUAGGGCAAAAAAAAGGGUUUUUAGGGGGUUGAAAAAGUGUUUGGCUAGGGUAAGGGGUUUAAUUUGGGUUUGAAUAAAGGGGUUAGGGGGUAGGGGAGGUUUGUUUAGGGGUUGUUGGGGUUCGGCUGGGUGGGGUUGUUUUGGUUGUAAGGUUGGGGGUGGGUGGGUUAUUUUUAUGCUUAAUUUGUAUUUUAAAAAUAAAGUCUUAAGAAUUUCACCCCAAACUACUGUAUGAACGGUUUUUAAGCCUAAUCUGGUCACCCCCUAACGGGGGGGGAGAGUUAGAAAAAGCUGAACAAAAAAAUUCCAGGAUAAGGGGACGAAAACUGGGUUUAAUGCCGCCUAAAGGGGGGGCGGGCAAAGUUCCCUUUUGUGAACAUAUUAAAGGGUGGGUUUUGUUUUGGCGGGAGACUCUCCCGAUUAAACAUACAAAAAAUUCUUGCUGGUUGUGGACCUGAAUUUUUGAAAAAACCAGAGCCUUCAACCGGGGGUAAUGCAAUAGGGUAGGGUUUUAGUUUAGGGGUUUGAAUGGGGUUUGGGGUUUGGGUAAGGGUUAAGUUUGGGUUAAAUACGGGUUGGGUAGGGGGUGGGGUCAUUUAGGGUUAAAUAAGGGUUAGGGCUAGGGUAGGGUUAAGUGUAGGGUUAGAAUAGGGUUGGGCUAGGGUGGGGUUCUUUAGGGUUAGAAAGGGGUUUGGGCUAGGGCUAGGGUUCGUUUUGGGUUAGAAUGGGGUUGGGGUAGGGUGGUUUUGUGGGUUUAAUAAGGGUUGGGCUAGGGAGGGGUUAUUUAGGUUAAAUAAGGGGAGGGGGAGGGCUAGGUUCAGUUUUGCGUUAGAAAAAGGGUUUGGGCUGGGGGAGGGGGAAGUGUAGGGUUAGAAAAAGGGGGAGGGCUAGGGCUGGGUUUAGUUUAGGUUAAUAGGGUUUUAGGGCUAGGGGGGGUGGGCUAGGUAAGGGGUUUAAUUUAGGGUUGAAAAGGGUUUGGGCUGGCUAGGGUUGUUUGGGUUAAAAUAAGGGUUAGGGGUUGGGGAAGGGUUAAUGUGGGGUUAGAAUAAGUUUAGGGCUGGGGAAGGGUUAGUGUGGGGUUUAAAAAAAGGGUUUGGGCUGGGUAAGGGGUUUAAGUGUGGGGUUUAAAAAAAGGGGUUGGGAGGGCUUGGGUUUAUUAGGGUUAAAUAAGGGGUUUGGGCUGGUAAGGGUAGGGCUGGGAAGGGUUUUAAAUGGGGUUAAAUAAAAGGGUUAGGGCUGGGGAAGGGUUAAGUGUGGGUUUGAAAAGGGUUAGGGCUAGGGUUUUGUUUAGGGUUGAAUGGUUGGGCAGGGAGGGUUAAUGUGGUUAGAAUAAGGGGGAGGGCUGGGGGAAGGGUUUUGUGAGGGGUUUUGAAUAAGGUUGGGUAGGGCUGGGUUCAGUUUAGGGUUGAAUAAGGGUUAGGGCUAGGGUGGGUUAGGCUAGGGUAAGGGUUAAUGUGGGUUAGAAUGGGUUUUGGGGGGUAAGGUUAAGGUGGUUAAAAAAGGGUUGGGGCUAGGGCUGGGGGUUUAGUUUUGGGUUGAUAAGGGGUUAGGGCUAGGGGGAAGGGGUUUGGGCUAGGGGGUUAAAGUUAUGGGGGUUUAGUGGUUUGGGGUUUUUUUUUUCUCCUCUUUUCUUCUUUCCUUUUUAAAACCCCCCUCCCAGGGGGUCUUUUUUCUCUCUGCUUCUCGGUUUUUCAUUUCUUUUUACCAACGAGCUCAUGGUUUUCUCCUCUUAUCUGUUUGAAUACUCCGCAACUACAUGAAUAUAAAAAAAAAACUGUAAAAUUACCUCACAAAAGUUCCAAAAGAAUAAAAACAUUUUAAAAAGUCUAUUAUGUAUUCAUGAGGAAAAAAAUAUUUGAUCCCCUGCGGGUUUUGUACUUUUGCCCACUGACAAAACUGAUCAUCUAUAAUUUUAAUGGUAGGUUUAUUUGAACAUGAGAGAUCAAAUUUUUAAAGCCCUGGCUGGGGAAAGGGGGGUUCUCACCCAAAUUUGAAGUACGGCCCCUCCACGUCCCUUUGUGCGGUGAAAUUGUCCUGUACCCUUUGCAAAAAAACCCCCCAAAGCACAUUUUCCACCUCCAUGUUUUGACGGGGGGGAUGGUGUUCUUGGGGGCAUAGGCACCCCCUCCAAAACGGGGUUAUUGAUCCAAAAAGCCGAUUUUGGUCUCAUCACCCAACACUUUUCACCCAUUCCCUGAAUCAUUCAGAUGUUCAUUGGCAAACUUCAAAAGGCCUGUUUGUCUUUCUUAGCAGGGGGCCUUGCGGUGUGCAGGUUUCCCUUUCAGGCUAGUGUGUUACCUAAUUUGAUACGGGUUAGGGAAGGGCUAGGGUUCGUUUAGGGGUUUGAAAAAGGGUUUUGGGCAGGGGAAGGGGUUGUGUUUGGGUUUGAUAAGGGUUUGGGCUAGGGUAAAAGGGUUUCUUUAGGAUUAGAAUAAGGUUGGGCUAGGCUAGGGUUCAUUUUUUGGGGUUGAAUAGGGGGUUAGGGCGGGAAAGGGUUAAAUGUGGUGAAUAGGGGUUUGGCUAGGGGGAAGGUUAAUUUGGUUAAUAAGGGUUAGGGCUAGGGGUAGGGUUCAUUUUAGCGUUAAAUAAGGUUUGGGCAGGGGAAGGGUUAAGUUGGGGUUAAAAAAGGGUUAGGGCUAGGCUAGGGAGGGUUGUUAGGGUUAAAAAAGGGUUAGGGUAGGGGUAGGGUUCAUUUUGGGUUGAAAAAAGGGGUUGGGCAGGUAAAGGGGUUUGGGGUAGGGGAAGGUUAGUUUAGGGUUUAAAAAAGGGUUGGGGUAGGGGUAGGGUUCAGUUUAGGGGUUGAAUAAGGGUGGGUUGGGUAAGGGUUAAGUGUGGGUUAGAAUAAGGGUUGGGCGGGGGAAGGGUUAAUGUAGGGUUAAAUAGGGUUAGGCUGGGGAAGGGUUAAUGUAGGGUUAGAAUAAGGGUUUGAGCAGGGGUAUUUUAUUUAGGUUGAAUAAAGGGGUUUUGGCAGGGGAAGGGUUAGGGGUGGAGGGGAAUGAGGGUUAGAAUAAUGGUUAGGGGAGGGAGGGUUAAGUGUAGGGUUGAAAGGGUUGGGCUGGGUUCAGUUUUGGGUUAGAAUAAAGGGGGGGGCUAGGGGAAGGGUUAAUGUUGGUUGAAAAAGGGUUAGGGCUGGGGGGGUUUAAGUGUAGGGGUUUGAAUAAGGGUUGGGCUAGGGCUAGGGGGUUUAUUUUUGGGUUAGAAUAAGGGUUAGGGGAGGGGAAGGGUUAGGGGUAGGGGAAGGGUUAAUUGGGUUAAAAAAAGGGGUUUGGGGUGGGUAAGGGUUAAGUGUAGGGUUUAGAAUAAGGGUUUAGGGCUAGGGCUAGGGUUCAGUUUAGGGUUAGAAUAAGGGUUAGGGCUCAGGGUAGGGUUAGGGCUAGGGUUAAGGUUAAGUGUAGGGUUAGAAUGAGGGUUAGGGUUUCUUUCUCUCCAUCUAUUUCUGUCUAUUCCUUUUUACCUCCCUCCCUAUGGAUGUCUUUCUCUCUCUGCUUCGUCUGGUUUACAUUUACAUUUUUACCAACUGAGCUACAUGGGUUUCUCCAUCUUACUGUUUGAGAUACUACAGCAAGCUACAUGAAAUAUGAAAAAAAAGAACUGUAAACUUUACACUCACAAAAGUUCCAAAAGAAUAAAGACAUUUAAAAUGUCAUAUUAUGUAUAUACAGUGAGGGAAAAAAAGUAUUUGAUCCCCUGCGGAUUUUGUACUUUUGCCCACUGACAAAGACGUGAUCAGUCUAUAAUUUUAAUGGUAGGUUUAUUUGAACAGUGAGAGAUCAAUUUUCAAUGCCCUGGCUGAGGGAAGGAGGUUCUCACCCAAGAUUUGACAGUACAUGGCCCCGUCCAUCGUCCCUUUGAUGCGGUGAAGUUGUCCUGUACCCUUAGCAGAAAAACACCCCCAAAGCACAAUGUUUCCACCUCCAUGUUUGACGGUGGGGAUGGUGUUCUUGGGGUCAUAGGCAGCAUUCCUCCUCCAAACACGGCGAGUUGAGUUGAUGCCAAAGAGCUCGAUUUUGGUCUCAUCUGACCACAACACUUUCACCCAGUUCUCCUCUGAAUCAUUCAGAUGUUCAUUGGCAAACUUCAGACGGGCCUGUAUAUGUGCUUUCUUGAGCAGGGGGACCUUGCGGGUGCUGCAGGAUUUCAGUCUUUCACGGCGUAGUGUGUUACUCUAGGAUUAGAAUACGGGUUAGGGAUAGGGCUAGGGUUCAGUUUAGGGUUAGAAUAAGGGUUAGGGCUAGGGUAAGGGUUAAGUGUAGGGUUAGAAUAAGGGUUAGGGCUAGGGUAAGGGUUAGGGCUAGGGUAAGGGUUAGUGUAGGGUUAGAAUAAGGGUUAGGGCUAGGGUAAGGGUUACGUUUAGGAUUAGAAUAAGGGUUAGGGCUAGGGCUAGGGUUCAGUUUAGGUUAGAAUAGGGGUUAGGGCUAGGGUAAGGGUUAAUGUAGGGGUUUGAAAAGGGUUGGGCUAUAAGGGUUAAGUUUUGGAUAGAUAAGGGUUAGGGCUGGGCUAGGGUUCAGUUUAGCGUUAGAAUGGGUUUUGGGGUAGGGGAGGGGUUUAAUGUAGGGUUUAAAUAAAAAGGGUUAGGGGUAGGGCUGGGUAAGGGGUUAAAUUGGGUUAAAAAGGGUUAGGGCUAGGGGUAGGGUUUCAUUUAGGGGGGAAAAAGGGGUUUGGGCGGGGAAGGGUUGGGGUAGGGGAAAGGGGUUAGUUUUUGGGUUGAAUAAGGUUAGGGCGGGUUCGUUUUUGGGUUGAAUAAGGGUUUGGGUUGGGGAAGGUUAAUGUGGUUAGAAUAAAAGGGGUUUGGCUAGGGAAAAGGUUAGUGUGGGUUAGAAUAAAGGGGAGGGCUGGUAAGGGGUUUAAAUGUAGGGGAGAAAAAAGGGGUUUGGGCGGGUAAAAGGGUUUAAAUGUAGGUUAAAAAGGGGUUGAGCUAGGGCUGGGUUCAGUUUUGGGUUAGAAUAAGGGUUUGGGGUAGGGGGGGUUGGGGUAGGGUAGGGUUAAGUGUGGGGUUUAAAUAAUGGUUUGGGGUAGGGGAAGGGGUUUAAAUGUAGGGGUUUGAAAAGGGUUUGGCUAGGGGUUUUUUAGGGGUUUGAAAAGGGGUUUGGGGGAGGGUUGGGGGAAGUGUAGGGUUAAAAGGUUGGGCUAGGGGGUUUUAAAAGUAGGGGUUUGAAUAAGGGUUAGGGCUGGCUGGGGUUUAGUUUAGGUUAGAAAAAGGGGUUUGGGCUAGGGGAAGGUUAGGGGUGGGUAAAGGGUUAGUUUAGGGGUUUGAAAGGUUAGGGCUGGGGGGGUUGUGUGGGUUGUAAAAGGGUAGGGGGUAGGGCUGGGGUUUGUUUGGGUUGAAUAAGGGGGUUGGGGUAGGUGGGUUAGGGCUAGGGUUAGGUUUUUGUUAGGGUUGAAAAGAGGGGUUUGGGUUUUUUUUUCUCCUCCCAUUUUUUCGGUUUUAUUUCCUUUUUUCCUCCCUCCCUAUGGGGUGUCUUUUUUCCCCUCUAUUUUUCUGGUUUACAUUUACAUUUUACCAAAUGAGCUACUGGGUUUUUCCUCUUUCUGUUUGAGAUACUACGCAAGUACAUAAAAUUUAAAAAAAAACUGAAACUUUACACUCACAAAGUUUCCCAAAAAAAUAAAAAAUUAAAAUGCAUAUUUGUUAUACAGGAGGGAAAAAUAUUUGAUCCCCUGCGGGUUUGUACUUUUGCCCACUGACAAAAAUGAUCAUCUAUAAAUUUUUGGGGAUUUAUUUGACGUGGAGAUCAAUUUUCAAUGCCCUGUGAGGAAGGAGGUUCUCACCCAAAUUUGACAGUACAAAGGCCCCCUCCACGCCCCUUUAUGGGUGAAUUUUUCCCGUACCCUUUGCAGAAAAAACCCCCCAAACAAAUUUUCCCCCUCCAUUUUGACGGGGGGAUGGGUUUUCUUUGGGUCAUGGCGCAUUCCCCUCCAAAAAACGGGGAUUGAGUUGAUGCCAAGACUCGAUUUUGGGCUAUCUGACCACAACACUUUCACCCAGUCUCCUCUGAAUCAUUCAGUGUUCAUUCAAACUUCAACGGGGCCCGUUUGUGCUUUUUUGAGAGGGGGGUUUCGGUGCUGCAGGAUUUCAUCUUUCCGGGGAGGGUGUUUUUCCCCCUGGAUUAGAAUCGGGUUAGGGGGAAAGGGGGAGGGGGUUUAGUUUUUGGUUAAAUAAGGGUUAGGGGUAGGUAAGGGUUUUAAAUUGGGGUUAGAAAAGGGGUUUUUGGGGGUAGGGGGAAGGGGUUGGGGUGGGUAGGGGUUUAAAUGAGGGUUAAAAAAGGGUUAGGGCUAGGUAAGGGUUUUUUUAAUUAAAAAGGGGUUUGGGGUAGGGGUAGGGUUCAUUUAAGGGUUGAAUAGGGUUUUGGGGUAGGGUAAGGGUUAAGGGGGGGUUAAAUAGGGUUUGGCUAGGUAAAUUAAUUUUUGGAUUUGAAAAAGGUUAGGGCUGGGCUAGGGUUCAUUUUCUUGAAAAAAGGUUUAGGCUGGGUAAGGGUUUUUGUGUAGGGUUUUAAUAAGGGUUAGGGGUAGGGCAGGUAAGGUUAAAUUUUGGUUAAAAAGGGUUGGGUAGGGCUAGGGUUUUUAGUUUGGGUUAGAAUAAGGUUUGGGCUAGGGGAAGGGUUUGGGCUAGGGUAGGGUUUAAUUUUGGGGUUAAAAAAGGGUUUGGGCUAGGGUUUUGUUUUGGGGAGAAUAGGGUUAGGGUUUGGGUGGGGGAAUGUGGGUUUGAAAAAGGUUGGGGUAGGGGGUAAGGUUAGUGUAGGUAGAAAAGGGGUUUGGGGGGGUAAGGGGUUAAUGUAGGGUUGAAUAAGGUAGGGGUAGGGGAAGGGGUUAAGUGUAGGGGUUUGAAUAAGGGGUUUGAGCAGGGCGGGUUCAGUUAGGGUUAGAAUAAGGGUUUAGGGCUAGGGAAGGGUUGGGCUAGGGGAAGGUUAAUGUAGGGGUUUGAAAAUGGGUUGGGGUAGGGGAGGGUUAAAUGUAGGGGUUGAAUAAGGGGUUUGGGGGAGGGUUCGUUUAGGGGUUUAAAAAAGGUUAGGGGUAGGGGUAAAAGGGGUUAAAUGUAAAGGGUUGAAUAGGGGGGGCAGGUAAAGGUUUAAUGUGGGUUAGAAAAAGGGUUAGGGCUGGGCUAGGGUUCGUUUAGGGUUAGAAAAGGGUUUGGGGGUGGGUAAAUUUUGGGCUAGGGGAAAGGGUUAAGUUAGGGGUUGAAUAAGGGUUAGGGGUGGGGAAAGGGGUUUAAAUGUAGGGUUAGAAAAGGGGUUUGGCUAGGGCUAGGGUUCAUUUAGGGUUAAAUAAGGGUUAGGGCGGAAGGUUUGGGUGGGGGUUGGGUUAAUUUAGGGUUAGAAUGAGGGUUAGGGUUUCUUUCUCUCCAUCUAUUUCUGUCUAUUCCUUUUUACCUCCCUCCCUAUGGAUGUCUUUCUCUCUCUGAUUCGUCUGGUUUACAUUUACAUUUUUACCAACUGAGCUACAUGGGUUUCUCCAUCUUAUCUGUUUGAGAUACUACAGCAGCUACAUGAAAUAUGAAAAAAAGAACUGUAAACUUUACACUCACAAAAGUUCCAAAAGAAUAAAGACAUUUAAAAUGUCAUAUUAUGUAUAUACAGUGAGGGAAAAAAGUAUUUGAUCCCCUGCGGAUUUUGUACUUUUGCCCACUGACAAAGACGUGAUCAGUCUAUAAUUUUAAUGGUAGGUUUAUUUGAACAGUGAGAGAUCAAUUUCAAUGCCCUGGCUGAGGGAAGGAGGUUCUCACCCAAGAUUUGACAGUACAUGGCCCCGUCCAUCGUCCCUUUGAUGCGGUGAAGUUGUCCUGUACCCUUAGCAGAAAAACACCCCCAAAGCACAAUGUUUCCACCUCCAUGUUUGACGGUGGGGGAUGGUGUUCUUGGGGUCAUAGGCAGCAUUCCUCCUCCAAACACGGCGAGUUGAGUUGAUGCCAAAGAGCUCGAUUUUGGUCUCAUCUGACCACAACACUUUCACCCAGUUCUCCUCUGAAUCAUUCAGAUGUUCAUUGGCAAACUUCAGACGGGCCUGUAUAUGUGCUUUCUUGAGCAGGGGGACCUUGCGGGUGCUGCAGGAUUUCAGUCUUUCACGGCGUAGUGUGUUACUCUAGGAUUAGAAUACGGGUUAGGGAUAGGGCUAGGGUUCAGUUUAGGGUUAGAAUAAGGGUUAGGGCUAGGGUAAGGUUUAAUGUAGGUUGAAUAAGGGUUUUGGCUGGGGAAGGGUUCGUUUGGAUUAAAAAAGGGUUGGCUACUAGGUUCAUUUGGGUUAGAAUAGGGUUGGGCUAGGGGAAAAGGGGUUGUGUGGGGGUUAAAAAAGGGUUUGGGGAGGGAAGGGGUUAAAUUUAGGAUUAGUAAAGGGGUUUGGGCAGGCUAGGGGUUUAGUUUUUGCGUUAAAAAAAGGUUUGGCUGGGGAAAGGGGUUUUGUGGUUUUGAAUAAGGUUGGGCUGGCUGGGUAAGGGGUUUGUGUGGGGAGAAUAAGGGGUUUGGGGAGGCUGGGGUUUAGUUUGGUUGAAAAAGGUUAGGGGUAGGGGAAGGGUUUGGGCUAGGUAAAGGGGGAAUUUUAGGGUUAGAAUAAGGGUUUGGGGGUAGGGCUAGGGUUCGUUUAGGGGUUUGAAAAGGGUUUGGGGUUUGGGUAAGGGUUAAGUGUAGGGUUAAAUAAGGGGUUGGGCUAGGUAAGGGUUAAAAUGUUAGGGUUAGAAUAAGGGUUAGGGCUAGGGUAAGGGUUUAAGUGGUAAGGGUUAGAAUAAGGGUUAGGGCUAGGGUAAGGGUUAAGUGUAUAGGUUAGGGUUAGAAUAAGGGUUAGAGCUAGGGGCUAAUGGGUUCAGUUUAGGGUUAGAAUAAGGGUUAGGGCUAGGGUAAGGGUUAGGGCUAGGGUAAGGGUUAAGUGUAGGGUUAGAAUAAUGGUUAGGGCUAGGGUAAGGGUUAAGUGUAGGGUUAGAAUAAGGGUUAAGGGAUAGGGUUCAUUUAUGGUUAGAAGAAGGGUUAGGACUAGGUAAGGGUUAAGUGUAGGGUUAGAAUAAGGGUUAGGUGCUAAGGGUAAAGGUUAAGGUUAGGGUUAGAAUAAGGGUUAGGGCUAGGGCGAGGGUUUCAUUUUGAAGGGUUAGAAUAAGGGGUUAGGGCAUGGGGUAAAUGGUUAAGGGCUAGGGUAAGGGUUAAGUGUAGGGUUAGAAUAAGGGUUAGGGCUAGGGUAAGGGUUAAGUGUAGGGUUAGAAUAAGGGUUAGGGCUAGGGCUAGGGUUCAGUUUAGGGUUAGAAUAAGGGUUAGGGCUAGGGUAAGGGUUAGGGCUAGGGUUAAGGUUAAGUGUAGGGUUAGAAUGAGGGUUAGGGUUUCUUUCUCUCCAUCUAUUUCUGUCUAUUCCUUUUUACCUCCCUCCCUAUGGAUGUCUUUCUCUCUCUGCUUCGUCUGGUUUACAUUUACAUUUUUACCAACUGAGCUACAUGGGUUUCUCCAUCUUAUCUGUUUGAGAUACUACAGCAAGCUACAUGAAAUAUGAAAAAAAGAACUGUAAACUUUACACUCACAAAAGUUCCAAAAGAAUAAAGACAUUUAAAAUGUCAUAUUAUGUAUAUACAGUGAGGGAAAAAAGUAUUUGAUCCCCUGCGGAUUUUGUACUUUUGCCCACUGACAAAGACGUGAUCAGUCUAUAAUUUUAAUGGUAGGUUUAUUUGAACAGUGAGAGAUCAAUUUUCAAUGCCCUGGCUGAGGGAAGGAGGUUCUCACCCAAGAUUUGACAGUACAUGGCCCCGUCCAUCGUCCCUUUGAUGCGGUGAAGUUGUCCUGUACCCUUAGCAGAAAAACACCCCCAAAGCACAAUGUUUCCACCUCCAUGUUUGACGGUGGGGAUGGUGUUCUUGGGGUCAUAGGCAGCAUUCCUCCUCCAAACACGGCGAGUUGAGUUGAUGCCAAAGAGCUCGAUUUUGGUCUCAUCUGACCACAACACUUUCACCCAGUUCUCCUCUGAAUCAUUCAGAUGUUCAUUGGCAAACUUCAGACGGGCCUGUAUAUGUGCUUUCUUGAGCAGGGGGACCUUGCGGGUGCUGCAGGAUUUCAGUCUUUCACGGCGUAGUGUGUUACCAAUUGUUUUCUUGGUGACUAUGGUCCCAGCUGCCUUGAAAUCAUUGACAAGAUCCUCCCAUGUAGUUUUGGGCUGAUUCCUCACUGUUCUCAUGAUCAUUGCAACUCCACGAGGUGAGAUCUUGCAUGGAGCCCCAGGCCGAGGGAGAUUGACAGUUCUUUUGUGUUUCUUCCAUUUGCGAAUAAUCACACAAACUGUUGUCACCUUCUCACCAAGCUGCUUGCCAAUGGUCUUGUAGCCCAUUCCAGCCUUGUGUAGGUCUACCAUCUUGUCCCUGACAUCUUUGGAGAGCUCUUUGGUCUUGGCCAUGGUGGUGAGUUUGGAAUCUGGUGGCAUUGUCAUGCUGGAGGGUCAUGUCAGGAUGAGCCUGCAGGAAGGGGACCACAUGAGGGAGGAGGAUAUCUUCCCUGUAACACACAGAGUUGAGAUUGCCUGCAAUGACAACAAGCUCAGUCCGAUAAUGUUUUGACACACCGCCCCAGACCAUGACGGACCCUUCACCUCCAAAUCGAUCCCGCUCCAGAGUACAGGCCUCGGUGUAACGCUCAUUCCUUCGACGAUAAACGCAAAUCUGACCAUCACCCCUGGUGAGACAGAACCGCGUCUCGUCAGUGAAGAGCACUUUUUGCCAGUCCUGUCUGGUCCAGCGACUGUGGGUUUGUGCCCAUAGGUGACGUUGUUGCCGGUGAUAUCUGAUGAGUACCUGCCUUACAACAGGCCUACAAGCCCUCAGUCCAGCCUCUCUCAGCCUAUUACGGACAGUCUGAGCACUGAUGGAGGGAUUGUGCGUUCCUGGUGUAACUCGGGCAGUUGUUGUUGCCAUCCUGUACCUGUGCCGCAGGUGUGAUGUUCGGAUGUACCGAUCCUGUGCAGGUGUUGUUACACGUGGUCUGGCACUGCGAGGACAAUCAGCUGUCCGUCCUGUCUCCCUGUAGCACUGUCUUAGGCGUCUCACAGUACGGACAUUGCAAUUUAUUGCCCUGGCCACAUCUGCAGUCCUUAUGCCUCCUAGCAGCAUGCCUAAGGCACGUUCACACAGAUGAGCAGGGACCCUGGGCAUCUUUCUUUUGGUGUUUUUCAGAGUCAGUAGAAAGGCCUCUUUAGUGUCCUACGUUUUCAUAACUGUGACCUUAAUUGCCUACCGUCUGUAAGCUGUUAGUCUCUUAACGACCAUUCCACAUGUAUUGGAAACAGUGUUUAAAACCUUUACAAUGAAGAUCUGUGAAGUUAUUUGGAUCUUUGAAAGACAGGGUCCUGAAAAAGGGAUGUUUCUUUUUUUGCUGAGUUUAUGCGUCUCUAAUAUGGCCAUACAUUUGUCAGGAGGUUAGGAAGUGCAGCUCAGUUUACACCUAAUUUUGUGGGCAGUGUGCACAUAGCCUGUCUUCACUUGAGAGCCAGAUCUGCCUAUGUUGGCCUCUCUCAAUAGCAAGGCUAUGCUCACUGAGUCUGUACAUAGUCAAAGCUUUCCUUAAGUUUGGGUCAGUCACAGUGGUCAGGUAUUCUGCCACUGUGUACUCUUUGUUUAGUGCCAAAUAGCAUUCUAGUUCAGUUUUUUUGUUGAUUCCUUCCAAUGUGUCAAGUAAUUAUAUUUUUGUUUUCUCAUGAUUUGGUUUGGUCUAAUUGUGUUGCUGUCCUGGGGCUCUGUGGGGUCUAUUUGUGUUUGUUAACAGAGCCCCAGGACCAGCUUGCUGAGGGGACUCUUCUCCAGGUUCAUCUCUCUGUAGGUGAUGGCUUUGUUAUGGAAGGUUUGGGAAUCGCUUCCUUUUAGGUGGUUGUAGAAUUUAACAGCUCUUUUGUGGAUUUUGAUAAUUAGCGGAUAUGAAACUAAUUCUGCUCUGCAUGUCUUUGCAGAAUUUUGCAUGCAGAGUCUCAAUUUGGUGUUUGACCCAUUUUGUGAAUUCUUGGUUGGUGAGUGGACCCCAGACCUCACAACCAUAAAGGGCAAUGGGUCCUAUAAGUGAUUCAAAUAUUUUUAGCCAGAUCCUAAUUGGUAUGUCGAAUUGUAUGUUCCUUUUGAUGGCAUAGAAGGCCCUUCUUGCCUUGUCUCUCAGAUCGUUCACAGCUUUGUGGAAGUCACCUGUGACGCUGAUGUUUAGGCCGAGGUAUGUAUAGUUCUUUGUGUGCUCUAGGGCAACCGUGUCUAGAUGGAAUUUGGGUUUGUGGUCCUGGCAAUUGGACCUUUUUUAGAACACCAUUAUUUUUGUGUUCCUGAGAUUUACUGUCAGGGCCCAGGUCUGACAGAAUCUGUGCAGAAGAUCUAGGUGCUGCUGUAGGCCCUCCUUGUCAGGGCCCUCAUUGUUUGGGGACAUUAUUUGCUUUUUUUUUCUUAGAAACUGCAUUGUUGGUGAAGGGCUUGUAAAUAAGCAUUUCAUUGUAACCUGUUGCAUUCAUCACAUGUGGCAAAUACAAUUUGGUUUAAUUUGAAACAUUAAACUUUUGACUUCAGAUUGUAGUUUAUUUUUCUCUCCCUCUCCCAAGAGCUAUGGACCAAGCCAUGGUUUCGUUUCAGUUCCAGAUAGUGAGUGAUAUCUCGAUAUGAGAUAGGAUAUAGAUAGAUCUCUCCUAUCUCGCUAUAUACUAGAGAGAGAGUAGAUAGAGAAGAUAGAUCUAGCUAUAGCUGACAUAUGUGGGGAGGAAUCGAGAUAUAUAUAGACAGAUAUAUACUAUGGCUAGAGUAGGUUCUGGAUCUAUCUUUAGGUUCUUCUCUCUCUCUCUCCUCUCUCUCUCUCUCUCUCUCUCUCUCUCGCGCUCUCUCUCUCUCUCUCUCCCUCUCUCUCUGUUUCUCUCUCUACUUCUCUCUCUAUAUGUUUCUCUCUCUCCUUUCACUUUCUCUCUCUCUCUCUCUCUCUCUCUCUUUCUCUCUCUCUCCCUAUCCUCCCCAUAACCCCCCCCCCCUCUUUCUCCCUCUGUUUUUAACCUCACAGUAAUGUUGUGUCAAGGUUAUUUUCUGAUGUAUUACAUGGACCUAUUAUUAGGCAGUGAUAAAUGCAAGAUGUUUGUGUGUAUGUGUUUGUGAGAGAGUGAGUGUGUGGGUAUGUGAAUAUGAGUGUGACUGUGGGUGUUUUGUUUUUUGUGGAUCAUAAGAUUAACAGGGCUGAAGUGUGUGUAGGACACAGACAGGGCAGCCAUUCCAUUGGAGAGUCACGGACAGGGCAGCCUCACCAUUGGAGAGUCACAGACAGUUCAGCCUCACCAUUGGAGAGUCACAGACAGUUCAGCCUCACCAUUGGAGAGUCACGGACAGGGCAGCCUCUCCAUUGGAGAGUCAUAGACAAGGCAGCCUCUCCACUGGAGAAAUACAGACAGGGCAGCCUCUCCAUUAUAGAGUCACGGACAGGGCAGGCUCUCCAUUGGAGAGUGGGUAAACUAAUUAUUGGUCAAUGUGUAUCGACCUUGUAGAAAGAAAUGGACUUCACACAUGCACACACACACGCACGCACACACACACACACACACACAGACAGGCAGGCACGCACGCACGCACACAUGCACACACAGACAGACAGACAGACACACACACACACUGACCCACGUACGCACAUGCAGACACAUUAAUGUAGCUCCCAUUGCCAGUUUAAGGCCAUGUAGGCCCACAACCUAGGUGUGUUUGUGUUGGUACUGGUUGGAUGCAGGUGUAUUUCGGGAAGCGCUGUCCAGCGUUAUUACACACAUACUGAUUGACGUCAACUGAGAGAAAAACAUUGAUACAAUGACUCAGAGUCUGAGAUUCAAAUAUUAAACCCUGCCGAGAAUGUUUAUCACGGUAAAAUACAAUUGAAUAUGGAUGAAUGCAGUUCCAUUUGAUAAAAAACAGUGAGACGUUUAUCUCUGAUGGCUACCUCGGCUGUGGUUCAGAACCACGUCUGUUCUCUAAAAGGUCUCUUAUUUAUUUCUGUCUGUGUGUGUGUGCCUCCCUAAUCCUGACUUUGUAGUGUGUGUUUGUGUGUGUGUUUGUGUGUGUGUGUUUGUAGCUGAACGUCUGUUUAGGAGCCCUCCAGGUCGUUACAUAAACACCACAAAUCCCUCUGUGUCGCCCGAGGAUGUGACUCUCUCCUCUCCCGCCCUCAUUUCAUCCCUCACUUCUUCCCCUCAACAUCUCUCCUUCCCAUUACUUUAUCAAAUCUUUCAUCCUCUCCUCUGCCCACCUUACACGCUGACUAGACCCGGGCACACACGUCCAUCCACACCAGACGUGAUCAGGACACGCAGGUUGAAAUAUCAAAAUGAAACUCUCAACCAACUAUAUUAGUUUGGGUACAGGUCCAAACACAUGAAACAUUUAUGGACGUUUAGCUAGCUAGCUUGCAAGUUGCUAGCUAAUUUGUCCUAGGAUAUGAACAUUGGGUUGUUAUUUUGCUUGAAAUGCACAAGGCCCUUGUAGAAUCUUUGUAGAAUUAUGACCCAUUUUGAAGUCACACAAAAUCAUGUGUUCUCUACUCCGCAAAUUAAUCCUCAGAUAAAAGGGGAAAGCGAGUUAGUUUCUAGUUAUCUCUCCUCCUUCUGUAUUCUUGAUGCACGCUAGCAGUUUGGAUGAAAUUAUUGAAUAACAUGUACACUACCAUUUAAAAGUUUGGGUUCACUUAGAAAUGUCUUUGUUUUCUAAAGAAAAGCAAUUUUUUGGUCCAUUAAAAUAACAUCAAAUUGAUCAGAAAUACAGUGUAGACAUUGUUAAUGUUGUAAAUGGCUAUUGUAGCUGGAAACGGCUGAUUUUUUAUGGAAUAUCUACAUAGGCGUACAUUAUCAGCAACCAUCAGUCCUGUGUUCCAAUGGCACGUUGUGUUUGCUAAUCCAAGUUUAUCAUUUUAAAAGGCUAAUUGAUCAUUAGAAAACCCUUUUGCAAUUAUAUAAGCACAGCUGAAAACUGUCGUGCUGAUUAAAGAAGCAAUAAAACUGGCCUUCUUGAGACUAGAUGAGUAUCUGGAGCAUCAGCAAUUGUGGGUUCGAUUACAGGAUCAGAAUGGCCAAAAACAAAUAACUUUCUUCUGAAACUCGUCAGUCUAUUCUUGUUCUGAAAAAUGAAGGCUAUUCCAUGUGAGAAAUUGCCAAGGAACUGAAGAUCUCGUACAACGCUGUGUACUACUCCCUUCACAGUACAGUGCAAACUGGCUCUAACCAGAAUAGAAAGAGGAGUGGGAGGCCCCGGUGCACAACUGAGCAAGAGGACAAAUACAUUAGUGUGUCUAGUUUGAGAAACAGAUGCCUCACAUGUCCUCAACUGGCAGCUUCAUUAAAUAGUACCCACAAAACACCAGUCUCAACGUCAACAGUGAAGAAGCGACUCCGGGAUGCUGACCUUCUAGGCAGAGUUGCAAAGAAAAAGCAAUUUCUCAGACUGGCCAAUAGAAAGAAAAGAUUAAGAUGGGCAAAAGAACACAGACACUGGACAGAGGAAGAUUGGAAAAAAGUGUUAUGAACAGACGAAUCGAAGUUUGAGGUGUUCGGAUCACAAAGAAUAACGUUUGUGAGACGCAGACCAAAUGAAAAGAUGCUGGAGGAGUGCUUGAUGCCAUCUGUCAAGCAUGGUGGAGGCAAUGUGAUGGUCAGGGGGUGCUUUGGUGGUGGUAAAGUGGGAGAUUUGUACAGGGUAAAAGGGAUCUUGAAGAAGGAAGGCUAUCACUCCAUUUUGCAACGCAAUGCCAUACCCUGUGGACGGCGCUUGAUUGGAGCCAAAUUCCUCCUACAACAGGACAAUGACCCAAAGCACAGCUCCAAACUAUGCAAUAACUAUUUAGGGAAGAAGCAGUCAGCUGGUAUUCUGUCUAUAAUGGAGUGGCCAGCACAGUCACCGGAUCUCAACCCUAUUGAGCUGUUGUGGGAGCAGCUUGACCGUAUGGUACGUAAGAAGUGCCCAUCAAGCCAAUCCAACUUGUGGGAUGGGGUGAAAUCCCUUCAGAUUACCUCAACAAAUUGACAACUAGAAUGCCAAAGGUCUGCAAGGCUGUAAUUGCUACAAAUGGAGGAUUCUUUGACGAAAGCAAAGUUUGAAGGACACAAUUAUUAUUUCAAUUAAAAAUCAUUAUUUCUAACCUUGUCAAUGCCUACAUUUCAUAUGCAUUUUGCUAUAUUUCCUAUUCAAACUCAUUUCAUGUAUGUUUUCAUGGAAAACAUUUCUAAGUGACCCCAAACUUUUGAACGGUGGUGUAUGUGUACAUUUAUUUUGCAACGCUCGCGCAAGCAAGCGGGUGGUGUGGUCAGCAUGUUAGUGUCUCAUCACCCUUUCUUCUCUGGUCAGCAUGUUAGUGUCUCAUCACCCUUUCUUCUCUGGUCAGCAUGUUAGUGUCUCAUCACCCUUUCUUCUCUGCUUCCGUCUCCUCGUCUCUCUCGCAGUUUGUCCUCCCUCUCUCUCUCUCUCUCCCUCCCUCUCUCUCUCUCUCUCUCUCUCUCUCUCUCUCUCUCUCUCUCUCUCUCUCUCUCUCUCUCUCUCUCUCUCCACCUCUCUUCCUCCAUCCCUCUCUCAGUCCUUCUAUCUACAUUUUUCUCACACCUCUCUCUCAAUUCAAUUCAAAGGGCUUUUUUGGCACGGGAAACAAGUGAAAUAGAUAAUAAACAAAUGUGAAAUAAACAAUAAAAAAUUAACAGUAAACAUUACACUCUCUCUCAGUAGUUAUGAAAGUAGCGCACACGAGCCUUGAGUGGUCCCAGAAACUUGCGUACUACGUCACAUAUGUGCAUAUAUGUGCACCAUGUCAUUGGUCUCUCUCGCUAUACUGUGUGUUCAUCUUGCUAGCUUUGACUGAAAUGUCGAGGGGCUAAAGCUCAGUGGCUGGAACUCAAAUUGCUAGGGGGCUGGCCAACCUGUGGGGAAAUGUAGGGAAAAUGGUGCCACACAGUCACUUUCAAACUAGGGAUUUUGUGGCUUAAUGAGGUAAGAAAGUAAUUGCGCUCAUUGAUUAUGCAUGUACAGUAUGAACUACAUAGCCCAAAGUGGGAGGUUUAAAAAAUACUUACUAGUCGCCAAAGUUCCGGAGCAUGUCUUUAAUUUGACCAGUCUGUCACAGCAGGAAAAGAAUACUGCAGCAACAAUGUGUCACGGAAACCCCCGGUACUGCUGCUCUUCUAGGUGUCACUGACCUGGUUCAUUACCAUCAACCCCUGACUGUCUUGUCUCAUUAGGCACACCUGGUCCCCCCUGAUUAGUAUAUGUAUAUAUGUGCCCUCUGUUCCCCAUUGUCCUUGUCGAUAAUUGUCCCAUGUCCGUUGGUCUCGUGAGUACUUUGUAUUACGGGUUACAUACCGUGGAAUUGUGCACUUGUUAUUACGGGUCUCGUCCCGUGUAUUAUUUAGAGGUUUACACCUCGCUCUAUUGUUUGGGUUUCAUCCCUUUGUUAUAUACAGUUGAAGUCGGAGGUUUACAUACACUUAGGUUGGAGUCAUUAAAACUCGUUUUUCAUCCACUCCACAAAUUUCUUGUUAACAAACUAUAGUUUUGGCAAGUUGGUUAGGACAUCUACUUUGUGCAUGACACAAGUAAUUUUUCCAACAAUUGUUUACAGACAGACAAUUUCACUUAUAAUUCACUGUAUCACAAUUCCAGUGGGUCAGAAGUUUACAUACACAAAGUUGACUAUGCCUUUAAACAGCUUGGAAAAUUACAGAACAUGAUGUCAUGGCUUUAGAAGCUUCUGAUAGGCUAAUUGACAUCAUUUGAGUCAAUUGGAGGUGUACCUGUGGAUGUUUUUCAAGGAUUACCUUCAAACUCAGUGCAUCUUUGCUUGACAUCAUGGGAAAUCUAAAGAAAUCAGCCAAGACCUCAGAAAAAAAUGUGUAGACCUCCACAAGUCUGGUUCAUCCUUGGGAGCAAUUUCCAAACGCCUGAAGGUACUGCGUUCAUCUGUACAAACAAUAGUACGCAAGUAUAAACACCAUGGGACCACGCAGCCGUCACACUGCUCAGGAAGGAGACGCGUUCUGUCUCCUAGAUAUGAACGUACUUUGGUGCGAAAAGUGCAAAUCAAUCCCAGAACAACAGCAAAGGACCUUGUGAAGAUGCUGGAGGAAACAGGUACAAAAGUAUCUAUAUCCACAGUAAAACGAGUUCUAUAUCGACAUAACCUGAAAGGCUGCUCAGCAAGGAAGAAGCCACUGCUCUAAAACCGCCAUAAAAAAGCCAGACUAUGGUUUGCAACUGCACAUGGGGACAAAGAUCGUACUUUUUGGGGAAAUGUCCUCUGGUCUGAUGAAACAAAAAUAGAACUGUGGCCAUAAUGACCAUUGUUAUGUUUGGAGGAAAAAGGGGGGGCUUGCAAGCCGAAGAACACCAUCCCAACCGUGAAGCACGGGGGUGGCAGCAUCAUGCUGUGAGGGUGCUUUGCUGCAGGAGGGGCUGGUGCACUUCACAAAAUAGAUGGCAUCAUGAGGAAGGAAAAUUAUGUGGAUAUAUUGAAUAACAUCUCAAGACAUCAGUCAGGAAGUUAAAGCUUGGUCGCAAAUGGGUCUUCCAAAUGGACAAUGACCCCAAGCAUACUUCCAAAGUUGUGGCAAAAUGGCUUAAGGACAACAAAGUCAAGGUAUUGGAGUGGCCAUCAAAAGCCCUGACCUCAAAUUUGUGGGUAGAACUGAAAAAGUGUGUGCGAGCAAGGAGGCCUACAAACCUGAUUCAGUUACACCAGCUCUGUCAGGAGGAAUGGGCCAAAAUUCACCCAACAUAUUGUGGGAAGCUUGUGGAAGGCUACCCGAAACAUUUGACCCAAGUUAAACAAUUUAAAGGCAAUGUUACCAAAUACAAAUUGAGUGUAUGUAAACUUCUGACCCACUUUGAAUGUGAUGAAUGAAAUAAAAGCUGAAAUAAAUCAUUUUCUCUACUAUUAUUCUGCCAUUUCACAUUCUUAAAAUAAAGUGGUGAUCCUAACUGACCUAAGACAGGGAAUUUUUAAUAGGAUUAAAUGUCAGGAAUUGUGAAAAACUGAGUUUAAAUGUAUUUGGCUAAGGUGUAUGUAAACUUCCGACUUCAACUGUAUAUACGUGUUUGUUUUGGGCUUCGUCCUCGUCCCCUAUUACGUAUUCCUGCGCCUGUCUCCUAUCAUUAUACAACAUGACACAAUGUGAAUUAUUAGGUGGAUUAAAAUGAAUUUACAUUUUUGUAGAGGAUUACACAGUUUUCAUUAGGGCAAAUCAAGUUUGACAUUUGUACGUGGAAAUUACAAACUUUAGAAGCCUUUUUAAACACUGAAUACACAACAAGUUACAUUUCUCGCUGUGCAGGAAAAUUCUAUGCAAAUUAAGAGAGUACAUCUGUAUCUGAGGGGAGUUUGACGUCUAGUCUAGUCCAGUGUAGUGAAACCAGUGAAUAAUGUUCCUCUCGGCUGCAGUCAGGAAGGUGGAUUCACUGUGUGUCAUUCGACUGGGAACCAAGCCAAACCCACACUCAAAAUAUUGCAACACUGACUAAACAUUUGUUUCAGUCCGCCGUAGUACAAUGACUUCAAUACCUACAAACCAUUACUUGUUUGAUAGUAGCUUUAAACUCUCUCUGGAUGCAUAAACAUAUUCGGAGAAGUCUGUCUCUCUCUCUCUCUCUCUCUCUCUCUCUCUCUCUCUCUCUCUCUCUCUCUCAAUUCAAUUCCAAUUUAAGGGGCUUUAUUGGCAUGGGAAACAUACAGUGGCUUGUGAAAGUGUUGACCCCCCUUGGAAUUUUUUGUAUUUUGUUGCCUUACAACCUAGCAUUAAUUACAUUUUAUUUUGGGGGGGUUUGUACCAUUUGAUUUACACAACAUGCCUACCACUUUGAAGAUGCAACAUAUUUUGUGGGGUGAAACAAACAAGAAAUAAGACAAAAAAACAGAAAACUUGAGCGUGCAUAACUAUUCACCCCCCCAAAGUCAAUACUUUGUAGAGCCACCUUUUGCAGCAAUUACAGCUGCAGGUCUCUUGGGGUAUGUCUCUAUAAGCUUGGCACAUCUAGCCACUGGGAUUUUCUGUCCAUUCUUCAAGGCAAAACUGCUCCAGCUCCUUCAAGUUGGAUGGGUUCCGCUGGUGUACAGCAAUCUUUAAGUCAUACCACAUAUUCUCAAUUGGAUUGAGGUCUGGGCUUUGACUAGGCCAUUUUAAGACUUUUAAAUGUUUCCCCUUAAACCACUCGAGUAUUGCUUUAGCAGUAUGCUUAGGGUCAUUGUCCUGCUGGAAGGUGAACCUCCGUCCCAGUCUCAAAUCUAUGGAAAACUGAAACAGGUUUCCCUCAAGAAUUUCCCUGUAUUUAGCGCCAUCCCUUCAAUUCUGACCAGUUUCCCAGUCCCUGCCGAUGAAAAACAUCCCCACAACAUGAUGCUGCCACCACCAUGCUUCACACUGGGGUGUUGGGUUUGCGCCAGACAUAACUUUUUCAUUGAUGGCCAAAAAGCUCAAUUUUAGUCUCAUCUGACCAGAGUACCUUCUUCCAUAUGUUUGGGGAGUCUCCCACAUGCCUUUUGGCGAACUCCAAACGUGUUUGCUUAUUUGUUUCAUAAAGCAAUGUUUUUUUUCUGGCCACUCUUCCGUAAAGCCCUGCUCUGUGGAGUGUAUGUUUUAAAGUGGUCCUAUGGACAGAUACUCCAAUCUCCGCUGUGGAGCUUUGCAGCUCCUUCAGGGUUAUAUUUGGUGUCUGUUGCCUCUCUGAUUAAUGCCCUCAUUGCCUGGUCCGUGGGUUUUGGUGGGUAGCCCUCUCUUGGCAGGUUUGUUGUGGUGCCAUAUUAUUUCAAUUUUGUAAUAAUGGAUUUAAUGGUGCUCCGUGGGAUGUUCAAAGUUUCAGAUCUUUUUUUAUAACCCAACCCUGAUCUGUACUUCUCCACAACUUUGUCCUUGACCUGUUUGGAGAGCUCCUUGGUCUUCAUGGUGCCGCUUGCAUGGUGGUGCCCCUUGCGUAGUGGUGUUGCAGACUCUGGGGCCUUUCAGAAAAGGUGUAUAUAUACUGAAAUCAUGUGACACUUAGAUUGCACAUUAACUAAUUAUGUGACAUCUGAAGGUAAUUGGUUGCACCAGAUUUUAUUUAGGGGCUUCAUAGCAAAGGGGGUGAAUACAUAUGCAUGCACCACUUUUACAUUAUUUAUUUCUUAGAAUAUUUUUUUUUCAUUUCAUUUCACUUCACCAAUUUGGACUAUUUUGUGUAUGUCCAUUACAUGGAAUCCAAAUAAACAUCCAUUUAAAUUACAGGUUGUAAUGCAACAAAAUAGGAAAAACGCCAAGGGGAUGAAUACCUUAGCAAGGCACUGUAUAUUUACAUUGCCAAAUGUCACACCCUGGCUCUGGGGACUCUAUAUGUUGAGCCAGGGUGUGUAUAUUCUAUGUUUGUAUUUCUGUGUUGGCCAGAGUGGUUCCCAAUCAGAGGCAACGAGUGUCAGCUGUUGCUGGUUGUCUCUGAUUGGGAGCCAUAUUUAUAGAGGCUGUUUUCCCACAAUAGUUGUGGGAUCUUGUUCCAGUUGGUUUGUUCCUUUUGGUCUGUACCGUAGGACUGCACGUAUCGUUUGUUGUUUUGGUUAUUGUUUGUAUUAUCACUAACGAUAAAUAAACAUGUUCGUUCAUCACGCUGCGCCUUGGUCUACUCCGUCUAACGAUCGUGACACCAAAGCAAGUGAAAUAGAUAAUAAACAAAAGUGAAAUGAACAAUAAAAAAUGAACAGUAAGCAUUAUACUCACAAAAAUUCCAAAAGAAUAAAGACAUUUCAAAUGUCAUAUUAUGUCUAUAUACAGUGUUGUAACAAUGUGCAAAUAGUUAAAGCACAAAAAGGAAAAUAAAUAAAGGUUCUUCACUGGUUGCACUUUUCUUGUGGCAACAGGUCACAAAUAUUGCUGCUGUUAUGGUACACUGUGGUAUUUCACCCAGUAGAUAUGGGAGUUUAUCAAAAUUGGAUUCAUUUUCAAAUUCUUUGUAUUCUGUGUAAUCUGAGGGAAAUAUGUGUCUCUAAUAUGGUCAUACAUUUGGCAGGAGGUUAGGACGUGCAGCUCAGUUUCCACCUCAUUUUGUGGGCAGUGUGCACAUAGCCUGUCUUCUCUUGAGAGCCAGGUCUGCCUUCGGGCAGCCUUUCUCAAUAGCAAGGCUAUGCUCACUGAGUCUGUACUUAGUCAAAGCUUUCCUUAAGUUUGGGUCAGUCACAGUGGUCAGGUAUUCUUCCACUGUGUUCUCUCUGUUUAGGGCCAAAUAUCAUUCUAGUUUGCACUGUUUCUUUCCAAUGUGUCAAGUAAUUAUCUUUUUGUUUUCUCAUGAUUUGGUUGGGUCUAAUUGUGUUGCUGUCCUGGGGCUCUGUGGGUUCUGUUUGUGUUUGUGAACAGAGCCCCAGGACCAGCUUGCUUAAGGGACUCUUCUCCAGGUUAAUCGUUCUGUAGGUGAUGGCUUUGUUAUGGAAGGUUUGGGAAUUGCUUCUAUUUAGGUGGUUGUAGAAUUUAACGGCUCUUUUCUGGAUUUUGAUAAUUAGCAGGUAUCGGCCUAAUUCUGCUGUGCAUAAUUUAUUUGGUGUUUUACAUUGUACACAGAGUAUAUUUUUGCAGAAUUCUGCAUGCAGAUUCUCAAUUUGGUGUUUGACCCAUUUUGUGAAUUCUUGGUUGGUGAGUGGACCCCAGACCUCACAACCAUAAAGGGCAAUGGGUCCUAUAAAUGAUUAAAGUAUUUUUAGACAGAUCCUAAUUGGUAUGUCGAAUUUUAUGUUCCUUUUGAUGGCAUAGAAGGCCCUUCUUGCCUUGUCUCUCAGAUCGUUCACAGAUUUGUGGAAGUUACCUGUGGCGCUGAUGUUUAGGCAAGAAGGGCCUAAACAUGCUCCAGGGCAACGGUGUCUAGGUGGGAUAAGUAAUUGUGGUCCUGGCAACUGGACCUUUUUUGGAACACCAUUAUUUUUGUCUUCCUGAGAUUUACUGUCAGGGCCCAGUGCUGACAGAAUCUCUGCAGAAGAUCUAGGUGCUGCUGUAGGCCCCCCUUGGUUGGGAACAGAAGCACCAGAUCAUCAGCAAACAGUAGACAUUUGAUUUCAGAUUCUAGUAGAGUGACGCUGUCUCUCUCUCUCUCCUUAUUUCUCUAUUCCCCCCCCCCCCUCCCUCACCUUUAUACCUCUCUCCCGUCUCCUUAUCUCUCUAUUUCUCUCCCCCCCUCACCUUUAUACCUCUCUCCCCGUCUCUCUCUCCCUCCUUAUCUCUCUAUUUCUCUACCCCCCUCUCUCUCACCUUUAUACCUCUCUCCCCGUCUCUCUUUCUCUUUCUCCCUGUCUCUGUCUCACCCAUCAUACUACAGUGUAGCAUAUUGGUGAGUAUGGUCUCUGCCUCCACCAUGUGGUUGUUUGGGAGAUCUGCAGUCUCUCUCCCCCUUCGCAUCUGAGGCUCACAGAGGACAUUUUAAGGGCAUGUAACAUCUCAACACAUUAUGGGUUCAUUUUUCAUAUUUUGUCCUCUGUGGGCGCUGUGCCACAAAUAAUCACCACUGAUUGACGUCCACUGAGAGAAAACAUUGAUACAAUAGCUCAGGAUCAAUGCACUUCCAUUUGAUAAAAACCGUGAGACGUUUAUAUAUUAUGGCUGCCUCUGCAGUGGUUCAGAACCAAAUCUGUUCUCUAAAGGUAUCUUAUUUAUUUCUGUCUGUCUGUGUGUGCCUCCCUAAUCCUAACUUUGUAGUGUGUGCAUGUGUGUGUGUCGGGGGGGGUGUGUGUGUGGGGGGGUGGGGUGGGGGGGGAUCUAAUUUAAUCCACUGGCAAGCACUCAGGGCUGGGGCCUUGAAAUAGCAGUGGCAUUUUGCUUUGAAAGGCUACCAUUUGUGAAGACUCUCCAACUAGAUUCCCUUAGAGGUUAGAGUAAAGGAGAACAGCUGUGUGUGGCAACAUUCAUGCUUUCAAGUGUGCGUACACGUGUGCACGUGUGCAAAUGUUCCUGUGUGUUCGUGUGUGUGUGUGUUUUUCUAGAUCCUAGAUCCUAUAUGAGCACACCUGUUAGAUCAACUUCAUGCUACGCCUCGGCUGCCCUCACAGAGAGCUUCGCAGAUUGCAGCAAAACUCUCUCCUUUUCAAGUUAAAAUCCUCCAAGCGUUUAUCCUAAUUGUACCUUCUCUUUCCUGUCUAAUUUGUGUGGUAAUUAUGCAUAGUGAAGCUGACUUUAAAAUCAGUCUGCCUUUUCCUCCUGCUCAUGUUCAUCUUCUUCAUCAUCGGGUCAAUUACAAUGAGUUACUGAUUUCAUUUUCACACUCUCAGAUGCACACACACACAUGGCACUAGAAUGGUGCCGGAGGAGAUGGCUGCCAUUUUACAGACCUCUAACCAAUUGUACUAUUAUGUGUGUUUUUUCGCGUUAUUUGUAAUUCAUUAUUUUACUGCUGCUCUUUAAUAAUUUGCUAUUUUAAUUAUUUACUUAUCUAUUUUUUACUUAACACUUUUGUUUUUCAUUUCUUAAAACUGCAAUGUUGGUUAAGGGCUUGUAAGUAAGCAUUUCACUGUAAGGUCUACACCUGUUGAAUUUGGCUCAUGUGGCAAAUAAAAUGUGAUUUGAUUUUGAUGCACACACACACACACACACACUACCAUUGUUACCACCGUUCCACACAACAGCCACGUUGACUUUGAAUGGGAGCUGAUGACUGUUCCGCCCAGUGAUGUAGUAGGGUCACUGAACCUCGAGUCCCAAUCGAGUCCCAAGUCUCCUGCGCUCGAGUCCGAGUCACCAGUGGUCGAGUCACGAGUCAAGUCACAAGUGCCUAUGGCUAAAGUCUGAGUCCCAAGGCUCGAGUCCUGGUCCAAGUCACUGGCUGUCACGCCCUGAUCGAGAGAACUCUUGUUGGUUGGGUCAGGGUGUGAGUUUUCUGUUGAGAUCUAUGUUAGUGUAUUUCUAUGUUGUAGAUCUAGGUUGUAUUUCUAUGUUUGGCCGGGUGUGAUUCCCAAUCAGAGGCAGCUGUUGCUUGUUGUCUCUGAUGUUGCCUACCUUAGUUGUGGGAUCUUGUUUCAUUUAGGCUUGUAUGUGUAUAGCCGGAGGACUUCACGUUACGUUGUUUCUUGUUUUGUUGUAUGUUUAUUUAGUUAAUAAACAUGUACGCUUUUCACGCUGCACCUUGGUCUGACCCGUCUCUCAACGAUCGUGACAGAAGAUCCCACCACAAAAGGACCAAGCAGCGUGCCGAGGAGGAGCGAAUAGCUUUGUCACAGGUGGGCAAAUGGUGGUCAUGGGAGGAGAUAUUCGCUGGGAAAGGACCCUGGGCGAAGGUACAGGCCCUCGCAAGAGAGGAUCAACGACAACGCCAACGGGACCAACCACUGAGGAAGCCCGAGAGGCAACCCCAAGAACAUUUUUUGGGGGGGCUAGAGGGGUGGUCGGGAAUAGAGAGAGAAGAGCCCCGACCACUGUACCCGGUGGGGUUCCAGUUGGAGUCCCUACGACCAUGGGAACAGGAAUGGGAACAGUUUUACACGGAGGAGUCGGAGGAUGACGACGACGAUGAGGUUCUGUUCCCUAACUCGUGGGGGCUCCCGGAGGAGUCCUCACUGGAGGAGGAUUGGCGAGAGAGAGAGAAGGACUGGAGCAGUCUGAGAGAGGAGGCUACAACGUUACGGGGGCUGUUAGCUCAGAGGGAGCAGGAGUUAUCCGUUCAGAGGGAGGCGCUACAGGAGGCUCAAAGGGAGAAGGAAGUAGUGGAGGCACGGAGAGAGGAGCUGGUCAGGCAACAAAAGGAGCGUGUGUUCAUUGAGGAACCUAUGUAUGCGGAGAUAUGCACUGUGUCGCCAGUGCGCAUUCACAGCCCACUGCGUCCUGUGCCAGCGCCCCGCACGUGGCGUGCGAAAGUGGGCAUCCAGCCAGGACGGGUUGUGCCAGCUCUAAGCUCCAGACCUCCAGUGUGCCUCCACAGCCCGGUACGGCCUUUGCCAGCUCCUCACACCAAACCAGUGGUGCCUGUAUCCAGUCCGGCACGGCCUGCACCUGCUCCCUGCACCAAACCAGUGGUGCGUGUCGCCAGCACGGUACGCCCCGUACCUGCUCCCCGCACCAAGCCAGUGGUGCGUGUUCCCAGUCCGGUACGCCCCGUACCUGCUCCCCGCACCAAGCCAGUGGUGCGUGUUCCCAGCCCGGCCCGGCCCGUUCCUGCUCCUCGCACCAGACCUGUGGUGCGUGUCUCCAGUCUGGCCCAGCCCGUGCCUGCUCCUCGCACCAAGCCAGGGGUGCGUGUUCCCAGUCCGGCACGGCCCGUGCCCGUUCCACCGGUGCCUGGUCCAGCACCGGUCAGCUGCUCCACUCCGGAGUCAGAGCAGUCCGCUCCACCGGUGCCUAGUCCAGCUCCGGUCAGCGACUCCAUUCCGGAGUCAGAGCAGUCCGCUCCACCGGGGUCCAGUUCAGCUCCGGUCAGCGGAUCCACUCCGGAGCCAGAGCAGUCCGCUCCACCGGUGCCCAGUCCAGCUCCAGUCAGCGGCUCCACUCCGGAGCCAGAUUAGUCCGCUCCACCGGUGCCUAGUUCAGCUCCGGUCAGCGGCUCCAUUCCAGUUCCAGGGCAAUCCGCUCUACUGGUGCCUAGUCCAUCCCCGGUCGGCUGCUCCAGUCCAGUGCCAGAGCAGUCCGCUCCACCGGGGUCCAGUUCAGCUCCGGUCAGCUGUUCCACUCUGGAGCCAGAGCAGUCCGCUCCACCGGUGCCUAGUCCAGCUCCGGUCAGCGGAUCCACUCCGGAGCCAGAGCAGUCCGCUCCACCGGUGCCCAGUCCAGCUCCGGUCAGCGGAUCCACUACGGAGCCAGAGCAGUCCGCUCCACCGGUCCCUAGUCCAGCUCCGGUCAGCGGCUCCACUCCGGAGCCAGAGAGGGAGAGGUCGUCACGCCCGGAGCCGGAUCCGCCUCCGAGGACGAAGGCCCACCCGGACCCUCCCCUAAUUAGUCAGGUUGGUGCGGCCGGAGUACGCACCUUUGGGGGGGGGGGGGUACUGUCACGCCCUGAUCGAGAGAACUCUUGUUGGUUGGGUCAGGGUGUGAGUUUUCUGUUGAGAUCUAUGUUAGUGUAUUUCUAUGUUGUAGAUCUAGGUUGUAUUUCUAUGUUUGGCCGGGUGUGAUUCCCAAUCAGAGGCAGCUGUCACUCGUUGUCUCUGAUUGGGGAUCAUACUUAGGUAGCCAUGUUGCCUACCUUAGUUGUGGUAUCUUGUUCCGUUUAGGCUUGUAUGUGUAUAGCCGGAGGACUUCACGUUACGUUGUUUCUUGUUUUGUUGUAUGUUUAUUUAGUAAAUAAACAUGAACGCUUUUCACGCUGCACCUUGGUCUGACCUGUCUCUCAACGAUCGUGACACUGGGUCCACAUUAACUCAAAACAGUUAUUUACCCAGUCAGAUAUAGUCUAGUGGCAAGAUGAAUUUAGUCAAUAAAUUGUAAUGUUAGCAGGACCACAUUCAGUAGGCUACUGGUAAUGUUAGCAGGGACACGUUUUCUUUUCAGGACAACCAGGGCUACAAGUAGAAACAGUUUGACAAUAUCAGUUGCAUUUAUGAGUUUUAUUGACAAGUGGCAAUAAAAAAAUAAGCUCUGCCAAAGCAAAAACCUGACCAAAAUGAAUUCAAGUACAGAAAUUGUUUGCUCAGUGGGAAAUGAAUAUCCAACUAGUCAGUGACAACUGUGUGGAGUUUUUGAAAGCAACUGUAUUUUUUUGUAGCCAUCUAUUUGCCAACACAAACUGAUGCUGGCACUAAGACCGCACUAAAUGAGCUGCAUAAGGCCAUAAGCAAACAAGAAAAUGCACAUCCAGAAGCGGUAUUCCUAGUGGCCGGGGACUUUAAUGCAGGCAAACUUAAAUCCGUUUUACCUAAUAUAUACCAGCAUGUCACGUGCAACCAGAGGAAAAAAAACUCUAGACCACCUUUACUCCACACACAGAGACACAUACUAAGUUCUCUCUCGCCCUCCAUUUGGCAAAUCUGACCAUAAUUCUAUCCUCCGGAUUCCUGCUUAUAAGCAAAAACUAAAGCAGGAAGUACCAGUGACUCGCUAAAUACGGAAGUGGUCAGAUGAUGCGGAUGCUACGCUACAGGAUUGUUUUGAAAGCACAGACUGGAAUAGGUUCCGGGAUUCAUCCAAUGGCAUUGAGGAGUAUGCCACCUCGGUCAUCGGCUUCAUCAAUAAGUGCAUCAACGACGUCGUCCCCACAGUGACCGUACAUGUCCCAACAAGAAGCCAUGGAUUACAGGCAACAUCCGCACCGAGCUGAAGGCUAGAGCUGCCGCUUUCAAGGAGUGGGACACUAAUCCGGACGCUUAUAAGAAAUCCCUUUAUGCCCUCAGACGAACAAUCAAACAGGCAAUGCAUCAAUACAGGAUUAAGAUUGAAUCCUACUACACCGGCUCUGACGUUCAUCAGAUGUGGCAGGGGUUGAAAACUAUUACGGACUCCAAAGGGAAACCCAGCCGCGAGCUGCCCAGUGGCGCAUGCCUACCAGACGAGCUAAAUGCCUUUUAGGCUCGCUUCGAGGCAAUCAACACUGAAGCAUGCAUGAGAGCACCAGCUCUUCCGGACGACUGUGUGAUCAACACCAUAGUGCCCACAAAGCUCAUCACUAAGCUAAGGACCCUGGGACUAAACACCUCCUUCUGCAACUGGAUCCUGGACUUCCUGAUGGGCCACCCCCAGGUGGUAAGGGUAGGCAACAACACAUCUGCCACGCUGAUCCUUAACACGGGGGCCCCUCAGGGGUGCAUGCUUAGUCCCCUCCUGUACUCCCUGUUAACCCACGACUGUUUUGCCAAGCACGACUCCAACACCAUCAUUAAGGUUGCUGAUGACACAACAGUGGUAGGCUGAUCACCGACAACGAUGAGACAGCCUAUAGUGUAGGAGGUCAGAGACCUGGCUGUGUAGUGCUAGGACAACAACCUCUCCCUCAAUGUGUGCAAGACAAAGGAGAUGAUCGUGGACUACAGGAAAAGGAAUGGGCCAAACACGCCCCAUUCACAUCAACAGGGCUGUAGUGGAGCGGGUCGAGACAUUCAGGUUACUUGGUGUCCACAUCACGAACAAACUAUCAUGGUCCAAACACACCAAGGCAGUCGUGAAGAGGGCACAACAACACCUUUUCCCCCUCAAGAGACUGAAAAGAUCCUCAAAAAGUUAUACAGCUGCACCAUCGAGAGCAUCCUGACCGAUUGCAUCACCGCCUGGUAUGGCAACUGCUCGGUAUCCGACCAUAAGGUGCUACAGAGGGUAGUGCGUACGGCCCAGUACAUCACUGGGGCCAAGCUUCCUGCCAUCCAGGACCUAUAUACUAGGCGGUGUCAGAGGAAGGCCCAGAAAAUUGUCAAAGACUCCAAUCACCCAAGUAAUUUACUGUUCUCUCUGCUACCGCACGGCAAGCGGUACCGGAGUGCCAUGUCUAGGUCCAAAAGGCUCUUUAACAGCUUCUACCCCUAAGCCAUAAGACUGCUGAAAAAGUUUUUACACUGCUGCUACUCGCUGUUUAUUAUCUAUGCAUUGUCACUUUACCCCUACCUACAUUUACAAAUUACCUGUAUCCCCGCACAUUGACUUGGUACCGGUACCCCUGUAUAUAGCCUAGGUAUUGUUAAAUUAUUGUGUUACUUUUUAUAUAAUUUUUUACUUUAGUUGAUUUAGUAAAUAUUUUCUUAACUCUAUUUCUUGAACUGCAUUGUUGGUGAAGGGCUUGUAAGUAAGCAUUUCACGGUAAGGUCUACACCUGUUGUAUUCGGUGGAUGUGACAAAUACAAUUUGAUUUGAUUUGAUGUGAACUUAUUAAACUAUUAUAAAUCAAAUAAAAUCUAAUGUUAUUUGCCACGUGUGCUGAAUACAACAGGUGUAGACCUUACAAUUGCUGAUGCUCCAGAUACUCAACUAGUCUCAAGAAGGCCAGUUUUAUUGCUUCUUUAAUCAGCACAACAGUUUUCAGAUGUGCUAACAUAAUUGCAAAAGGGUUUUCUAAUGAUCAAUUAGCCUUUUAAAAUGAUAAACUUGGAUUAGCAAACACAACAUGCCAUUGGAACACAGGACUGAUGGUUGCUGAUAAUGGGUCACUGUACGCCUAUGUAGAUAUUCCAUAAAAAAUCAGCCGUUUACAGCUACAAUAGCCAUUUACAACAUUAACAAUGUCUACACUGUAUUUCUGAUCAAUUUCAUGUUAUUUUAAUGGACAAAAAUAAGGACAUUUCUAAAUGACCCCAAACUUUUGAACAGUAGUGUAUAUAUAUAUACAGUGGGGAAAAAAAGUAUUUAGUCAGCCACCAAUUGUGCAAGUUUUCCCACUUAAAAAGAUGAGAGAGGCCUGUAAUUUUCAUCAUAGGUACACGUCAAAUAUGACAGACAAAAUUAGAAAAAAAAUGCCAGAAAAUCACAUUGUAGGAUUUUUAAUGAAUUUAUUUGCAAAUUAUGGUGGAAAAUAAGUAUUUGGUCAAUAACAAAAGUUUCUCAAUACUUUGUUAUAUACCCUUUGUUGGCAAUGACACAGGUCAAACGUUUUCUGUAAGUCUUCACAAGGUUUUCACACACUGUUGCUGGUAUUUUGGCCCAUUCCUCCAUGCAGAUCUCCUCUAGAGCAGUGUCGCUGGGCAACACAGACUUUCAACUCCCUCCAAAGAUUUUCUAUUGGGUUGAGAUCUGGAGACUGGCUAGGCCACUCCAGGACCUUGAAAUGCUUCUUACGAAGCCACUCUUUCGUUGCCCGGACGGUGUGUUUGGGAUCAUUGUCAUGCUGAAAGACCCAGCCAAGUUUCAUCUUCAAUGCCCUUGCUGAUGGAAGGAGGUUUUCUUUCAAAAUCUCACGAUACAUGGCCCCAUUCAUUCUUUCCUUUACACGGAUCAGUCGUCCUGGUCCCUUUGCAGAAAAACAGCCCCAAAGCAUGAUGUUUCCACCCCCAUGCUUCACAGUAGGUAUGGUGUUCUUUGGAUGCAACUCAGCAUUCUCUGUCCUCCAAACACGACGAGUUGAAUUUUUACCAAAAAGUUAUAUUUUGGUUUCAUCUGACCAUAUGACAUUCUCCCAAUCCUCUUCUGGAUCAUUCAAAUGCACUCUAGCAAACUUCAGACGGGCCUGGACAUGUACUGGCUUAAGCAGGGGGACACGUCUGGCACUACGUCUGGCGGCGUAGUGUGUUACUUAUGGUAGGCUUUGUUACUUUGGUCCCAGCUCUCUGCAGGUCAUUCACUAGGUCCCCCCGUGUGGUUCUGGGAUUUUUGCUCACCGUUCUUGUGAUCAUUUUGACCCCACAGGCUGAGAUCUUGAGUGGAGCCCCAGAUCAAGGGAGAUUAUCAGUGGUCUUGUAAUAAUAAUAAUAAUAAUAAUAUGCCAUUUAGCAGACGCUUUUAUCCAAAGCGACUUACAGUCAUGCGUGCAUACAUUUUUUUUUGUAUGUCUUCCAUUUCCUAAUAAUUGCUCCCACAGUUGAUUUCUUCAAACCAAGCUACUUACCUAUUGCAGAUUCAGUCUUCCCAGCCUGGUGCAGGUCUACAAUUUUGUUUCUGGUGUCCUUUGACAGCUCUUUGUUCUUGGCCAUAGUGGAGUUUGGAGUGUGACUGUUUGAGGUUGUGGACAGGUGUCUUUUAUACUGAUAACAAGUUCAAACAGGUGCCAUUAAUACAGGUACCGAGUGGAGGACAGAGGAGCCUCUUAAAGAAGAAGUUACAGGUCUGUGAGAGCCAGAAAUCUUGCUUGUUUGUAGGUGACCAAAUACUUAUUUUCCACAAUAAUUUGCAAAUAAAUUCAUAAAAAAUCCUACAAUGUGAUUUUCUGGAUUUUUUUUCCUCAAUUUGUCUGUCAUAGUUGACGUGUACCUAUGAUGAAAAUUACAGGCCUCUCUCAUCUUUUUAAGUGGGAGAACUUGCACAAUUGGUGGCUGACUAAAUACUUUUUUCCCCCACUGUAUGUAUUAUUUUCUGAUCUUUUUGAUAUCUCUAAGAUAUAGGAUAGACACUUCAAAACAAACUUCCUUUCGAUUAUUUUUUGGGUACUAUCUGUUCAAUGUAGUGAAUAUGUUAUUAAAUGCUUUGAAUGGGCUAAUUGCAGUAAUGCCGAAUAAAAUUGUUCAUCAAAUUUUCAAUUGGUCAAAUCACUGGCGGCAGGGUGGCUUUUUCAGCCCAUUACUAGCUUUAAUGAAGACUUUCAGUGAGCCGCAGGAUUGGAUAAGCUCUGUGUUUAUAAUGUAUAAACAUUGGGGGGGGGGGGGGGGGGGGGGGGGGGGGAGUACUUGGUUAAUAUAACAGGACUAUAAUGUUAGAGAUGUAACAUGAACAGUAACAGAAAAUAACAGAAUAACAACAAAUUAUAUAUAUACAUGCCAUUUCGCAGACGCUUUUAUCCAACGCGAUUUACAGUCAUGCGUGCCUAUAUUAGAAGGCGUAGAAAUUGAAGUAGAAAGAUUGCCAUUAUCCAUACUCUCCAAUCACUUCCUCUCUCUACAUCCUUUCCUUCAUAUCGGGUGCUGUAGGUGUCGAGCAGGGCAGGUAGUUUGCCCACGGUGAUGCGUUGGGCAGACCGCACCACCCUCUGGAGAGCCCUGCGGUUGUGGGCGGUGCAGUUGCCAUACCAGGCGGUGAUAAAGCCCGACAGGAUCCUCUCAAUUGCGCAUCUGUAAACGUUUGUGAGGGUUUUAGGUGCCAAGCCAAAUUUCAUCAGCCUCAUGAGGUUGAAGAGGUGCUGUUGUGCCUUCUUCACUACACUGUCUAUGUGGGUGGAUCAUCUCAGAUCAUCAGUGAUGUGCACGCCGAGGAACUUGAAGCUUUCCACCUACUCCACAGCGGUCCCGUCGAUGUGGAUAGGGGCGUGCUCUCUCUGCUGUUUCUUGGUCCACGAUGAGCUCCUUUGUUUUGUCGACAUUGAGGGAGAGGUUAUUUUCCUGGCACCACACUCCCAGGGCCUUCAGCUCCUCUUUGUAGGCUUUCUCGUCAUUGUUGGUAAUCAGGCCUACUACUGUUGUGUCGUCUGCCACGCACACCUCCAACUGAGGCACGGACCCUUGUGGGGCCCCUGUGUUGAGGAUCAACGAAGUGGAGAUGUUGUUUCCUACCUUCACCACCUGGGGGCGGCCCGUCAGGAAGUCCAGUUGCACAGGAUAGGGUUCAGACCCAGGGUGAUGAGCUUGGAGGGUACUAUGGUGUUGAAUGCUGAGCUAUAGUAAAUGAACAGCAUUCUUACAUAGGUAUUCCUCUUGUCCAGAUGGGAUAGGGCAGUGUGCAGUGCGAUGGCGAUUGCAUCAUCUGUGGAUCUAUUGGGGCGGUAAGCAAAUUGAAGUGGGUCUAGGGUGUCAGGUAAGGUAGAGGUGAUAUGAUCCUUAACUAGCCUCUCAAAGAACUUCAUGAUGACAGAAGUGGGUGCUACUGGGCGAUAGUCAUUUAGUUCAGUUACCUUUGCUUUCUUGGGUACAGGAACAAUGGUGGACAUCUUGAAGCAAGUGGGGACAGCAGACUGGGAUAGGGAGAGAUUGAAUAUGUCCGUAAACACUCCAGCCAGCUUGUCUGCGCAUGCUCUGAGGACGCGGCUAGGGAUGCCGUCUGGGCCGGCAGCCUUGCAAGGGUUAACACGCUUAAAUGUCUUACUCACGUCGGUCAAGGAGAAGGAGAGCCCACAGUCCUUGGUGGCGGGCUGCAUCUGUGGCACUGUGUUAUCCUCAAAGCGGGCGAAGAAGGUGUUUAGCUUGUCCGGAAGCAAGAUGUCAGUGUCCGCGACGUGGCUGGUUUUCCUUUUAUAGUCCUUGAUUCUAUGUAGACACUGCCACAUACGUCUCAUGUCUGAGCCGUUGAAUUGCAACUCCACUUUGUCUCUAUACUGAGGUUUUGCCUGUUUGAUUGCCUUAUGGAGCGAAUAAAUACACUGUUUGUAUUCGGCCAUAUUUCCAGUCACCUUGCCAUGGUUAAAUGCGGUGGUUCGCGCUUUCAGUUUUGCGCGAAUGCUGUCAUCUAUCCACGGUUUCUGGUUAAGGUAGGUUUAAAUAAUCACAGUGGGUACAACAUCUCCUAUACACAUCCUAAUAAACUCAGUCAUCAUAUCUGUGUAUUCGUGAUCAUAUCCCAGUCCGCGUGGAUCAAAACAAUCUUGAAGCGUGGAUUCCGAUUGGUCAGACCAGCGUUGAAUAGUCCUUAGCACGGGUACUUCCUGUUCGAGUUUCUGCCUAUAGGAAGGGAGGAGCAAAAUGGAGUUGUGAUCAGAUUUGCCGAAGGGAGGGCGGGGGAGGGCCUUGUAGGCAUCCCGGAAGUUGGAGUAGCAGUGGUAGAGUGUUUUAGCAGCGCGAGGACUACAUUCAAUGUGUUGAUAGAACUUCGGUAACGUUUUCCUCAAAUUUACUUUGAUAAAUUCUCCAGCUACAAUAAAUGCGGCAUAAAGUCCAGUGAAGUUAUUUGAGGGCCGUCGUGGUAUCGGCUUAAGGGGGGAAUAUACAUGGCUGUGACUAUAACCGAAGAGAAUUCUCUUGGGAGGUAAUAUGCCGGCAAUUGAUUGUGAGGUAUACUAGUUCGGGUGAACAAAAGGACUUGGGUUCCUGUAUGUUAUCACAAUCACACCAUGAGUGGUUAAUCAUGAAAAAAACACCCCCGCCUUUCUUCUUCCCGGAGAGUAUUUCAUUUCUGUCUGUGCGAUAUACUGAGAACCCAGCUGGCUGUAUGGACAAAGACAGUAUAUUCCGAUAAGGUUAUCCAAGCAAUAAUAAUAACCCUUGAGCAUUAAAACUAAAAACAAAACUAAGUACAGAAAAAUGAAACCUGGUCCGAAGAUUCAAGUGUGAGACCCGCCUACACUCAAUAAAUACCCUUUGCUGUAUGUCUGGAAUUAAAUAUUUAAUUUCGUUAUAGCUAGCCCUUUUUCUUUUAUUCCAGGCUUUAUCUAAAAAAAAUCAGCAAACGGAAAUACACAGUGAACAAAAAAAUAUUUAACUUUCUCCUCAUGGCUCAGCCACAUAAUGCCAGAGUAUACCUGGUGGGCUUUGUGUAUGUCUUGCCUGUGGAAGAUAACCUGCCACCAUGUCUAUCAUAUGAACACAUUGCAGUGACAUGUCUGUCUGUCUGUCCCUCAGGGGUCUGUAGCUCUGUCAGUUAGUAUCAGCCUGACAGUCACUUACUGGGAUGUUAAACCUCUCUGAUCUCUCGUCACACUCAACCAGAGACAUGCUAUCAGGAGGUGUUUCCUUGAUCUCUCGUCACACUCAACCAGAGACAUGCUAUCAGGAGGUGUUUCCUUGAUCUCUCAUCACACUCAACCAGAGAUAUGCUAUCAGGAGGUGUUUCCUUGAUCUCUCGUCACACUCAACCAGAGACAUGCUAUCAGGAGGUGUUUCCUCUCCAAGUGUAUUCUGCUAGUUGUCCUUCUCUCUCUUUCUCUUUAUAUAUCUCUCUAUUUUGAUCUCUAUCUCUCUCUAAUUCUCUUUCACUUCCUCUCUUCCUUUGUCUUGCUCUAACACUUUCUCUUUUUCACUCUCUUUCCCAUCAAACUCUUGCACUUUCUCUCUCCAUCUCUCUACCUCUUCCUCAAUAUUCCACCCCCCUCUUCCCCCCUCUCCUCCCUCUUCCCCCUCUUUCUCUCUCUCCUCUCUCCUCCCUCUCUCUCUCCUCUCUCUCUCUCUCUCUCUCUCUCUCUCUCUCUCUCUCUCUCUCUCUCUCUCUCUCUCUCUCUCUCUCUCUCUCCCUGGUUCUGUCUUCAUUGUACCCUGAGGUGUCUCCCGUCUCCUCUCCUCAUCCAUCCUAUUGUACUUGGUAUGAUGGGUAUAAAUGUAGCUUUUGGAAGAGCCUGGCGUGGAGGAGGACGAGAAGCAUCUAAUUGUACAUAAUAACGUAUUGAUCAGGAUGUAAUUGUAGAGUUUGUCAGCAGUUGCUUUGCCCCUGUGUUGAGGGAGGGUGUGUGUGUGUGUGUGUGUGUGUGUGUGUGUGUGUGUGUGUGUGUGUGAUUCCCGGGUGGAGUUUUUACAGCUGUGAGGACUAAAUGAGUGUUUGUGGCUACUGGCUGGAUGCCGGGAAGCGAUAGAUAUACAGAGAAAGAGAAAGAGGAGGAGAGAGAGAGCGAGAGAGCAGAGUGGUGAUAGUGCAGUGGAUGUAGGGUAUCACCUUGUCUUCCUCUGUAAAGCCGGCUCUGCCAGAGCAGCUGUUUCACGGCCGAUUUAACGCAAUUUCCAUGCAGCGCUUUCUCCCUCUCAUCUCUACGGUGAGGAGACAGGUAUAGGAGCAGGAUGGGAUAUAGUAGCGUGGGUGUGUGUGUUCCAUCUUGAGCCAUCAUCUGUGUGUAAAUGAGUACAGUUGGAUGCUCUGUAGGGGAGACCACAGCAUGCUGAAGACAUGUGUUAUGUGCGUGAGAGAAAAGACAGAGAGGGGUCCACCACUUCCUGUUAGUGCUGUGAAGGAGGUGAUGCCGAUACUCACGGCUGCCUGUUCUUUAUUCUCACACUCCUGGGGAAGAGAUGAGGUUAGGUUUCAAAUGUACUGCUCUUAUAAUAGAAGCACUUUCAGUUAAUAUUGAACAGAACAGCGCCGGAGAAGAUGGCUGCCGUUUUACAGCCCUCUAACCAUUUGUACUAUUAUGUGUGUUUUUCCACGUUAUUUGUAAUUGAUUUUGUACAUAAUGUUUCUGCCAUCGUCUCUUAUAACCAAAAAGAGCUUCUGGAUAUCAGGACAGCGAUUACUCACCUCGUAUUGGACGAAUAUUUUUUCUUCAACGAGGCGGCCGCGAAGGAUAUCAUACAGACACCCGACAAGGCCCAAAUCCCCGUCAUUCGCGUGAGGAAGAGACAGAGAUAUCUGCACGUGUUAGUACCUGCAGCACUAACACGUGCUGCCAUUUCCUUUCCAUUUCAUUCAUUGAAUGUUGAAGCUGUGCAGUGUGUAGUGUUGUACCCCGUGGCAUUCUGGGUGAUUCUGGGAAAAAGCGCGCUCUCCUCCAAGGAGUGAAUGUCCCGAGACAGAAGAGUCAUUUUCCUGUGCGUUUUUGCUGCCAACUUUACUUUAUUUUCCUAUUCAACUUUUUCACUCCGGACGCUUUAUCUGGACAUGGUUCGUCAACAUCUUCAACAGCCGAAGCUAAGUAGUAACAUUAACAUGAUGUCUUCUAAUUGCAGUCGCUGUACUCAUAAUAUACAGGAGAACGAUCGCCUUACGGCGAGAAUAGCUGUGCUACAAGCCCAGCUUCAGACGCAAUCGUUAGGCAAGGGUAAUUUCAGUGUAGGAAAGGAAGAAACAGCGUCUGUGCCACCAGUAAGUACAGAUAGUAACGUUAGUAUAAAUCCCCCCGCACAGUCCCCGCAGCCGGACAACUUUCUCAUGGCUUCUGGAGGGAAAUACUGUUGGAAUGCUCAACCGGUGUCGCUCAUUCAGCCGACAGAAACUUUCAACCGGUUUUCCCCAUUAUGUAGCGAGUCGGAGUCUGAGUCUGAGUCUUCUCUUGUCUCUACUCCUCCCGUUACGGGGUCUGAGACGCCGAAGGCUCCCACCAUUAGCUCUGACAAAUUGAAAACCCUAGUCAUUGGCGACUCCAUUACCCGCAGUAUUAGACUUAAAACGAAUCACCCAGCGAUCAUACACUGUUUACCAGGGGGCAGGGCUACCGACGUUAAGGCUAAUCUAAAGAUGGUGCUGGCUAAAGCUAAAACUGGCGAGUGUAGAGAGUAUAGAGAUAUUGUUAUCCACGUCGGCACCAACGAUGUUAGGAUGAAACAGUCAGAGGUCACCAAGUGCAACAUAGCUUCAGCGUGUAAAUCAGCUAGAAAGAUGUGUCGGCAUCGAGUAAUUGUCUCUGGCCCCCUCCCAGUUAGGGGGAGUGACGAGCUCUACAGCAGAGUCUCAGCACUCAAUCGCUGGUUGAAAACUGUUUUCUGCCCCUCCCAAAAGAUAGAAUUUGUAGAUAAUUGGCCCUCUUUCUGGGACUCACCCACAAACAGGACCAAGCCUGACCUGCUGAGGAGUGGCGGACUCCAUCCUAGCUGGAGGGGUGCUCUCAUCUUAUCUACCAACAUAGAUAGGGCUCUAACUCCUCUAGCCCCACAGUGAAAUAGGGUGCAGGCCAGGCAGCAGGCUGUUAGCCAACCUGCCAGCUUAGUGGAGUCUGCCAAUAGCACAGUCAGUGUAGUCAGCUCAGCCAUACCCAUUGAGACUGUGUCUGUGCCUCGACCUAGGUUGGGCAAAACUAAACAUGGCGGUGUUCGCCUUAGCAAUCUUAUUAGGAUAAAGACCUCCUCCAUUCCUGCCAUUAUUGAAAGAGAUCGUGAUACCUCACAUCUCAAAAUAGGGUUACUUAAUGUUAGAUCCCUCACUUCAAAGGCAGUCAUAGUCAAUGAACUAAUCACUGAUCAUAAUCUUGAUGUGAUUGGCCUGACUGAAACAUGGCUUAAGCCUGAUGAAUUUGCUGUGUUAAAUGAGGCCUCACCUCCUGGUUACACUAGUGACCAUAUUCCCCGUGCAUCCCGCAAAGGCGGAGGUGUUGCUAACAUUUACGAUAGCAAAUUUCAAUUUACAAAAAAAAAAAUGGCGUUUUCGUCUUUUGAGCUUCUAGUCAUGAAAUCUAUGCAGCCUACUCAAUCACUUUUUAUAGCUACUGUUUACAGGCCUCCUGGGCCAUAUACAGCGUUCCUCUCUGAGUUUCCUGAAUUCCUAUCAGACCUUGUAGUCAUAGCAGAUCAUAUUCUAAUUUUUGGUGAUUUUAAUAUUCACAUGGAGAAGUCCACAGACCCACUCCAAAAGUCUUUCGGAGCCAUCAUCGACUCAGUGGGUUUUGUCCAACAUGUCUCUGGACCUACUCACUGCCACAGUCAUACUCUGGACCUAGUUUUGUCCCAUGGAAUAAAUGUUGUAGAUCUUAAUGUUUUUCCACAAAAUCCUGGACUAUCGGACCACCAUUUUAUUACGUUUGCAAUCGCAACAAAUAAUCUGCUCAGACCCCAACCAAGGAGCAUCAAAAGUCGUGCUAUAAAUUCUCAGACAACACAAAAAUUCCUUGAUGCCCUUCCAGACUCCUUCUGCCUACCCAAGGACGUCAGAGGACAAAAAUCAGUUAACCACUUAACUGAGGAACUCAAUUUAACCUUGCGCAAUACCCUAGAUGCAGUUGCACCCCUAAAAACGAAAAACAUUUUUGUCAUAAGAAACUAGCUCCCUGGUAUACAGAAAAUACCCGAGCUUUGAAGCAAGCUUCCAGGAAAUUGGAACGGAAAUGGCGCCACACCAAACUGGAAGUCUUCCGACUAGCUUGGAAAGACAGUACCGUGCAGUACCGAAGAGCCCUCACUGCUGCUCGAUCAUCCUACUUUUCCAACUUAAUCGAGGAAAAUAAGAACAAUCCAAAAUUUCUUUUUGAUACUGUUGCAAAGCUAACUAAAAAGCAGCAUUCCCCAAGAGAGGAUGGCUUUCACUUCAGCAGUAAUAAAUUCAUGAACUUCUUUGAGGAAAAGAUCAUGACCAUUAGAAAGCAAAUUACGGACUCCUCUUUGAAUCUGCGUAUUCCUCCAGGGCUUAGCUGUCCUGGAUCUGCACAGCUCUGCGAGGGCCUGGGAUCGGGAGAGACACUUAAGUGUUUUAGUACUAUAUCUCUUGACACAAUGAUGAAAAUAAUCAUGGCCUCUAAACCUUCAAGCUGCAUACUGGAUCCUAUUCCUACUAAACUGCUGAAGGAGCUGCUUCCUGUGCUUGGCCCUCCUAUGUUGAACAUAAUAAACAGCUCUCUAUCCACCGGAUGUGUACCAAACUCACUAAAAGUGGCAGUGAUAAAGCCUCUCUUGAAAAAGCCAAACCUUGACCCGGAAAAUAUAAAAAACUAUCGGCCUAUAUCGAAUCUUCCAUUCCUCUCAAAAUUUUUAGAAAAAGCUGUUGCGCAGCAACUCACUGCCUUUCUGAAGACAAACAAUGUAUACGAAAUGCUUCAGUCUGGUUUUAGACCCCAUCAUAGCACUGAGACUGCACUUGUGAAGGUGGUAAAUGACCUUUUAAUGGCGUCAGACCGAGGCUCUGCAUCUGUCCUCGUGCUACUAGACCUUAGUGCUGCCUUUGACACCAUCGAUCACCACAUUCUUUUGGAGAGACUGGAAACCCAAAUUGGUCUACACGGACAAGUUCUGGCCUGGUUUAGAUCUUACCUGUCGGAAAGAUAUCAGUUUGUCUCUGUGAAUGGUCUGUCCUCCGACAAAUCAACUGUACAUUUCGGUGUUCCUCAAGGUUCCGUUUUAGGACCACUAUUGUUUUCACUAUAUAUUUUACCUCUUGGGGAUGUUAUUCGAAAACAUAAUGUUAACUUUCACUGCUAUGCGGAUGACACACAGCUGUACAUUUCAAUGAAACAUGGUGAAGCCCCAAAAUUGCCCUCGCUAGAAGCCUGUGUUUCAGACAUAAGGAAGUGGAUGGCUGAAAACUUUCUACUUUUAAACUCGGACAAAACAGAGAUGCUUGUUCUAGGUCCCAAGAAACAAAGAGAUCUUCUGUUAAAUCUGACAAUUCAUCUUGAUGGUUGUAAAGUCAUCUCAAAUAAAACUGUGAAGGACCUCGGCGUUACUCUUGACCCUGAUCUCUCUUUUGACUAACAUAUCAAGACUGUUUCAAGGACAGCUUUUUUCCAUCUACGUAACAUUGCAAAAAUCAGAAAUUUUCUGUCCAAAAAUGAUGCAGAAAAAUUAAUCCAUGCAUUUGUUACUUCUAGGUUAGACUACUGCAAUGCUCUACUUUCCGGCUACCCGGAUAAAGCACUAAAUAAACUUCAGUUAGUGCUAAAUACGGCUGCUAGAAUCCUGACUAGAACCAAGAAAUUUGAUCAUAUUACUCCAGUGCUAGCUUCCCUACACUGGCUUCCUGUUAAGGCAAGGGCUGAUUUCAAGGUUUUACUGUUAACCUAUAAAGCGUUACAUGGGCUUGCUCCUACCUAUCUUUCCGAGUUGGUCCUGCCGUACAUACCAAUACGUACGCUACGGUCACAAGACGCAGGCCUCCUAAUUGUCCCUAGAAUUUCUAAGCAAACAGCGGGAGGCAGGGCUUUCUCCUAUAGAUCUCCAUUUUUAUGGAACAGUCUGCCUACCCAUGUGAGAGACGCAGACUCGGUCUCAACCUUUAAGUCUUUACUGAAGACUUAUCUCUUCAGUAGGUCAUAUGAUUGAGUGUAGUCUGGCCCAGGAGUGUGAAGGUGAACGGAAAGGCUCUGGAGCAACGAACAGCCCUUGCUGUCUCUGCCAGGCCGGUUCCCCUCUCUCCACUGGGGUUCUCUGCCUCUAACCCUGUUACAGGGGCUGAGUCACUGGCUUGCUGGUGCUCUUUCAUGCCGUCCCUAGGAGGGGUGCGUCACUUGAGUGGGUUGAGUUACUGACGUGAUCUUCCUGUCUGGGUUGGCGCCCCCCCUUGGUUUGUGCUGUGGUGGAGACCUCUGUGGGCUAUACUCGGCCUUGUCUCAGGAUUGUAAGUUGGUGGUUGAGGAUAUCCCUCUAGUGGUGCGGGGGCUGUGCUUUGGCAGAGUGGGUGGGGUUAUAUCCUUCCUGUUUGGCCCUGUCCGGGGGUUUCUUCGGAUGGGGCCACAGUGUCUCCGGACCGCUCCUGUCUCAGCCUCCAGUAUUUAUGCUGCAGUAGUUUAUGUGUCGGGGGGCUGGGGUUAGUUGGUUAUACCUGGAGUACUUCUCCUGUCUUAUCCAGUGUCCUGUGUGAAUUUAAGUAUGCUCUCUCUAAUUCUUUCGUUCUCUCUUUCUCUCUGAGAACCUGAGCCCUAGGACCAUACGUCAGGACUACCGGGCAUGCUGACACCUUGCUGUCCCCAGUCCGCCUGGCCUUGCUGCUAUUCCAGUUUCAACUGUUCUGCCUGCGGUUACGAAACCCCUACCUGUCCCAGACCUGCUGUUUUCAACUCUUAAUGAUCGGCUAUGAAAAGCCAACUGAGAGACCUGAGCCCUAGGACCAUACGUCGGGACUACCGGCCGUGGUGACUCCUUGCUGUCCCCAGUCCGCCUGGCCUUGCUGCUAUUCCAGUUUCAACUGUUCUGCCUGCGGUUAUGGAACCCCUACCUGUCCCAGACCUGCUGUUUUCAACUCUUAAUGAUCGGCUAUGAAAAGCCAACUGAGAUUUAUUCCUGAUUAUUAUUUGACCAUGCUUGUCACUUAUGAACAUUUUUGAACAUCUUGGCAUGGUUCUGUUAUAAUCUCCACCCGGCACAGCCAGAAGAGGACUGGCCACCCCUCAUAGCCUGGUUCCUCUCUAGGUUUCUUCCUAGGUUUUGGCCUUUCUAGGGAGUUUUUCCUAGCCACCGUGCUUCUACACCUGCAUUACUAGCUGUUUGGGGUUUUAGGCUGGGUUUCUGUACAGCACUUCGAGAUAUUAGCUGAUGUACGAAGGGCUAUAUAAAAUAAAAUUGAUUGAUUGAUUGAUUGGACGUAGAUCGGGGUGCCUUGUAAGGAUCCGACGGCGAGCGAGUAAACUGCCUCUUCCAUCAAUCCUAUUAGCCAAUCUUCAAUCAUUGGAUAACAAAUUGGAUGACCUAAGAUUACGGUUAUCCUACCAACGGGACAUUAAAAACUGUAAUAACUUAUGUUUCACCGAGUCGUGGCUGAACGACGACAUGGAUAACAUACAGCUAGCGGGCUAUACGCUACAUCGGCAGGAUAGAACGGCUGACUCCGGUAAGACAAGGGGUGGCGGUCUGUGUAUAUUUGUAAACAACAGCUGGUGCACAAAAUCAAAUACUAAGGAAGUCUCGAGGUUUUGCUCGCCUGAGGUAGAGUAUCUUAUGAUAAGCUGUAGACCACACUAUUUACCAAGAGAGUUUUCAUCUAUAUUUUUCAUAGCUGUCUAUUUACCACCACAAACCAAUGCUGGCAUUAAGAUUGCACUGAAUGAGUUGUACAAGGCCAUAAAUCAACAGGAAAACGCUCAUCCAGAUGCAGUGCUCCUAGUGGCCGGGGACUUUAAUGCAGGGAAACUUAAAUCCGUUUUACCUAAUUUCUACCAGCAUGUUAAAUGUGCAACCAGAGGGAAAAAAACUCUAGACCACCUUUACUCCACACACAGAGACGCAUACAAAGCUCUCCCUUGCCCUCCAUUUGGCAAAUCUGACCAUAACUCUAUCCUCCUGAUUCCUGCUUAUAAGCAAAAACUAAAGCAGGAAGCACCAGUGACUCGGUUAAUAAAAAAGUGGUCAGAUGACGCAGAUGCUAAGCUACAGGACUGUUUUGCGAGCACAGACUGGAACAUGUUCCGGGAUUCUUCAGAUAGCAUUGAGGAGUACACCACAUCAGUCACUGGCUUCAUCAAUAAGUGCAUCGAUGAUGUCGUCCCCACAGUGACCGUACGUACAUACCCCAACCAGAAGCCAUGGAUUACAGGAAACAUCCGCACUGAGCUAAAGGGUAGAGCUGCCUAUAAGAAAUCCCGCUAUGCCCUCCGACGAACCAUCAAACAGGCAAAGAGUCAAUACAGGACUAAGAUUGAAUCGUACUACACUGGCUCUGACGCUCGACGGAUGUGGCAGGGCUUGAAAACUAUUACAGACUACAAAGGGAAGCACAGCCGCGAGCUGCCCAGUGACACAAGCCUACCAGACGAGCUAAACCACUUCUAUGCUCGCUUCGAGGCAAGCAACACUGAAGCAUGCAUGAGAGCACCAGCUGUUCCGGAUGACUAUGUGAUCACGCUCUCCGUAGCCGAUGUGAGUAAGACUUUUAAGCAGGUCAACAUUCACAAGGCCGCAGGGCCAGAUGGAUUACCAGGACGUGUACUCCGAGCAUGUGCUGACCAACUGGCAAGUGUCUUCACUGACAUUUUCAACAUGUCCCUGACUGAGUCUGUAAUACCAACAUGUUUCAAGCAGACCACCAUAGUCCCCGUGCCCAAGGACUCUAAGAUAACCUGCCUAAAUGACCACCGACCCGUAGCACUGACGUCUGUAGCCAUGAAGUGCUUUGAAAGGCUGGUCAUGGCUCACAUCAACAGCAUUAUCCCAGAAACCCUAGACCCACUCCAAUUUGCAUACCGCCCCAACAUAUCCACAGAUGAUGCAAUCUCUAUUGCACUCCACACUGCCCUUUCCCACCUGGACAAGAGGAACACCUACGUGAGAAUGCUAUUCAUUGACUACAGCUCAGCAUUCAACACCAUAGUGCCCUCUAAGCUAAGGAUCCUGGGACUAAACACCUCCCUCUGCAACUGGAUCCUGGACUUCCUGACGGGCCGCCCCCAGGUGGUAAGGGUAGGUAACAACACAUCUGCCACACUGAUCCUCAACACGGGGGCCCCUCAGGGGUGCGUGCUCAGUCCCCUCCUGUACUCUCUGUUCACCCAUGACUGCAUGGCAGGCACGACUCCAACACCAUCAUUAAGUUUGCCGACGACAAAACAGUGGUAGGCCUGAUCACCAACAACGAUGAGACAGCCUAUAGGGAGGAGGUCAGAGACCUGGCCGUGUGGUGCCAGGACAACAACCUCUCCCUCAACGUGACCAAGACAAAGGAGAUGAUUGUGGACUACAGGAAAAAAAGAGGACUGAGCACGCCCCCAUUCUCAUCGACGGGGCUGUAGUGGAACAGGUUGAGAGCUUCAAGUUCCUUGGUGUCCACAUCACCAACGAACUAUCAUGGUCCAAACACACCAAGACAGUCGUGAAGAGGGCACGACAAAGCCUAUUCCCCCUCAGGAGACUGAAAAGAUUUGGCAUGGGUCCUCAGAUCCUCAAAAAAUUCUACAGCUGCACCAUCGAGAGCAUCCUGACUGGUUGCAUCACCGCCUGGUAUGGCAACUGCUUGGCCUCCGACCGCAAGGCACUACAGAGGGUAGUGCGUACGGCCCAGUACAUCACUGGGGCCAAGCUUCCUGCCAUCCAGGACCUCUAUACCAGGCGGUGUCAGAGGAAGGCCCUCAAAAUUGUCAAAGACUCCAGGCACCCUAGUCAUAGACUGUUCUCUCUGCUACCGCACGGCAAGCGGUACCGGAGUGCCAAGUCUAGGUCCAAAAGACUUCUCAACAGCUUCUACCCCCAAGCCAUAAGACUCCUGAACAGCUAAUCAUGGCUACCCGGACUAUUUGCACUGCCCACCCACCCCAUCCUUUUUACGCUGCUGCUACUCUGUUAAUUAUUUAUGCAUAGUCACUUUAACUCUACCCACAUGUACAUAUUACUUCAAAUACCUCAACUAGCCGGCGCCCCCGCACAUUGACUCUGCACCGGUACCCCCCUGUAUAUAUAUCCUCCCUACUGUUAUUUUAUUUUACUUCUGCUCUUUUUUUCUCAACACUUUUUUUGUUGUUGUUUUAUUUUAACUUUUUUUUGUUAAAAAUAAAUGCACUGUUGGUUAAGGGCUGUAAGUAAGCAUUUCACUGUAAUGUCUGCACCUGUUGUAUUCGGCGCAUGUGACCAAAUAAAAUUUGAUUUGAUUUGAUUUGAUUUGUAUUGACAUUUCCAUAUGUAAGAUCAUCAUACAGAGAUGGUUGUCUAUGGAGAUGUGCUCUAGCUGAGAAGACAUUACCUCAUUGUGACUGUUAUUAUUAGAGUGAGUCUCUCCUGAAGAGAACGAUGAUUGGAAACUAGCAAUGGGGAAUAGCUUGGGGAGCUUGUGUGUCUGUGUGUGUGCGUGCGUGCGUGUGAAAAUCUCAUGCUGUUAUGAUGUAGAUUUCUCCACCCAAACAAGAUGUGUGACAGCAGAUGUUGUGUCUAACACAUUUCUAUCCUCUCUCUCUCUCUCUCUCUCUCUCUUUCUCUCUCCCUCUCUCCCUCUCCUCUCUCUCUCUCUCUCUCUCUCUCUCUCUCUCUCUCUCUCUCUCUCUCUCUCUCUCUCUCUCUCUCUCUCUCUCUCUCUCUCUCUCUCUCUCUCUCUCUCUCUCUCUCUCUCUCUUUCUCCUUCUGUCCCCCCCACCCCUUGCUCUCCCCCCCUGACAGAGGCGUCCAUCUUGAGUUAUGACGGCAGUAUGUACAUGAAGGUGGUGGUACCCCAGGUGAUGCACACAGAGGCGGAGGACGUGUCUCUGCGUUUCAUGUCCCAGCGGGCCUACGGCCUGCUCAUGGCCACCACCUCGCGGGACUCGGCCGACACGCUGCGUCUGGAGCUGGAUGGGGGCCGGGUCAAGCUCACGGUCAACCUAGGUAUCGUAUUCCACUACCGACUACACCACGUGGCUGUCUCUUUCUCUCUUCCAUCGCUGUCUCCAUCCCUCCAUUAUUAUCAUUUGCCUUUAUUCUUUUUUUUUCUUAGUUUAAUUUAUAGAAUAAAGGACAGCAAUAAUUUAAUUAAUAGUGAUAAACACAUGUUCUUAUUUUUAUUUGCAUGGACUUUAUUGUGAUCAAUAAGAUAUUGAUUGAAUAAGACUCUUCAUAGAAAUUACUCUACUUUUUAACAAAACUUUUUUUUGAGCAUUAUUUAAACUGCUUCAUUCUGAAAGUUCUUGUCAUUGAUAAACAUGCUGUCUGGCCCAUCUUUUGAACAGAUAAAACAUAGCCAUUUUCAUAGUCCUGUAAAAAAACAACUUUUGAGACAGUCACAGUAUCACUAGAUAUAAAAGUAUAUUUUCAUUUAUUGUCACACUAUUGCUAAACAGAACACUAUUGCUAUUAUAAUGUAAUACAUAUACUACGUAUUUUUUAGCAUUCUAAAGUGCUGUGACUUUCUAAGAGUUGACUUAAGCUGUCCGCAUGCUUCCCAGACGAAACAGUUCGGAAGAUUUUGUGCAUAUAUUAUGACAACAUUUUGUGACGUUUUUUUUGGGGGGGGGGGACUUCGGUAAAGGUUUUUUCGGUUUGGGCACACAACAUUUUUUCUUGAGGCAAGCUGAAGUUUGUAGCCGAAGUCUACGCCGCUUCAUCGGUGAUUGGUCAACAGUAGGGAUUCUUCAGUACAUUUUUUUUUUUUUUUUUUUACAUUUACGGCAUUUAGCAGACACUCUUAUCCAGAGCUACUUACAGUAGUGAGUGCAUACAUUUUCAUACUUUUUCAUACUAGUCCCCUGUGGGAAUCAAACCCACAACCCUGCCAUUGCAAGCGCCAUGCUCUACCAACUGAGCUUUGUUGUCAUUCAACGAGAGAUAACACGUUCUCAUGCACAUUUUGUCUUUGAGAAAUACUGCACCAAACAUCUUACUUGUAAAAUUACUAAGAACUAAGAUCUCUUCGGCAAAAAUGUCAAAAUUAAUGACCGAUUUUUUUUGUUAUCUUCGAUUAAUUCUGACUAUUUUGAGGAAGUGUAUACUGGCUACGGCAUCUCAAAAUGGACAAUCAGUACUAUUGGCGCUUUUUUUCUAGUUUUUCAAGCGAAUGUCUUUUAAGGGAGUAUGCGAGCACACUCGCUCCGUUUGGCUAGCCGCCAGCCGAACUGAAGCAUGCUGACACCUUUACUCCAACUCAUUCUCAGCUCAUCACCUAGAGGAAAUUGAGAAAGAAAAAUCUUUACUUUACAUUUUCCACUAACAUCAUCUUCUUGUCUUCAAGUUGUAACUUCCUGGCUUUUGAUUUUGGGUUUGUUCUCCUUCUCUCUGUUUAUGGUGUACGCAUACUAUAUACAACUCCAUUUCCCAUCAUGCUUUGUCAAAAGAUGGUAUUCACCCCUUCAAAGGCCUUAAGCCUGCGGCCCGUCAAGCGAACAGCCCGAGAACAGAGCCCAGCCAAACCUGCAGCUGGCUGCCUUCCUUCUCUCUUUUGACAAACACACCACUGUGUUACAUAAAGGAAAGAAGCACUAGUAUACAUAACCUAUAUUUACACAUUGUGUCGUUAAGAUUGAUUAAAUCUUUAUUAAAGCUGGGUAUUUGUCAUAAUAGUUUGUAGUCGUUAUUAUAAUAGGUACAGUAGUAUUGAUAUGCUAAUGUUAGUUACUGAAGUAGUUUAAUAAGUUGUAAUUCUACCUUUAUACAAAUAAUAAUAAUAAUAAUAAUAAUAAUAAUAUGCCAUUUGGCAGACGCUUUUAUCCAAAGCGACUUACAGUCAUGCGUGCAUAUUUUUUUUUUUGUGUAUGGGUGGUCCCGGGGAUCGAACCCACUACCUUGGCGUUACAAGCGCCGUGCUCUACCAGCUGAGCUACAGAUGCAAUGCAACUAUAAAAAUUGGCUACACAAAAGUACUCUACACAAUUAACUUGUUGUAUGAAGUACAACGUCAAUAACGAGCAUCACAUAUCCACAUUUAAGUGUUGAAGAGAUAGAUAUUCUUAAUGUGUUUAGCUAAACUCAUAUGAUACAUCAUUUUAUAGAAACAACAUAUAUUUCUACAGUCUAUCCUGGACUGUUAGAUACAAUGGUCUUGUGCCUCUGCAUGGUGCUGGCGCUGAUUGGAUCGCGGCUGUUCGCUCCCACUUUUCUGUUGCGGUUGACGACACAUGAACCCACCAGCCACAUGGUGACCAACCCAGAAUAUCUUUCGUAGGAUCCCAUAGGCCGUCUCAAAUUGUCCACCACAGAAACCUGUACAACAGGCAGGAAUCUGCUGUCAGUGAAGGAACUAGUCAAGUAUCUUUCACCAAUCAAUUCGCCUUUUGAUAUUCACUAUCUCAGAUUACAAAUACGAUUUUUAUUUGAUGUGUACGUUUAUUCCGGUGUCAAGUAUAAUAGCGUUGCACUGUGUUUCAAAGAUCCGUAGCUCCAAUAUGAAUAGCUCCACCUUCUUGCUAACAUCAGACAUAUGAUUUUAAUAGCCCGUUUAGUCAACAAGUUGGUGUGAAAGCUUUGGAGCUGUAGACUUUGAGCUUUAAAAAAAAAGGAAACUAUUCCAAAAUGAAAGUCUAUGCUGGGUUGAAGAAUCUAUGUGGUUGGUAAAAUAAAAAGCGGCCAUUUUCAAAAUGUAGACAGCCAGUGUCCUUGUUAUGCAGAUUUAAAUAAAUUACAUUUGCCCAUAUGUGUAUAAUCUAAGUGUUAUAGUAGUGGUCACAGAACUCAGUUAAUUUCAGAACUUUAACAAGUGAUGCAAAAGCGCUAUGUACAUUUUACCAUACAACACCCAACUAAUGUCCAUAUAAGCCAUAACUAUUUUUGUAUAUGGACCAACGAUUUGACAUUUGUGAACAUAUUAAUUAUACCUGAUACAUUACUAGUUAUUAAAAUCAUAUUGCAAUUGGAGUCAAACUUGUAGAAUUAAAGCUAGAAAUGUGUAAUGUACGCUAACAGGCUAACACCUAAGAGUUUAUAGAGACCCCUCCCCCUUUUACAAAAUGGCCGCCUCUCUGCAUGUGGACGUCCCCGGAAGGGUGGAAUUCUUGUUUUUGGAUGUCUGCAGCUAUAACCUUGAAGGAUGCAAUUUCAUCUGUCAUUUAUUCUUCCCCAUCUAGACUGUAUCAGGAUAAACUGUACUUCCAGUAAGUUAACACUCAAGUUUAAUUUUGCUCUUGUAUUAUGAUACUCUACUGUUUAAAGGAAUGUGUUAUUUUAAGUUUGUCUUUCUAUAGUGUUGGUUGGAGAAUAGCUAAUGGGUGUGUCUGUCUGUUCAACUGGUCAGACCAUCAGUAGAUCAUAGACAACACAAACACCCAAACUGGAAACAGACAGGGUGGUGAUUUGUUCAUCGCUUAGAUUUUUAUUUUUAUUUAAGGCCAUAUUUGAUUAAAUAAGAACAUUUCAUGUUAUAGGGUCCUGUGACCGAUUUUUAUUUAUUUAACGAAUGUAUUUUAGUUAUAAAAGUAGUUCCACUGUCAUAAAAGUUUGGUUUAACGUUUUUUAAACAAUAUGCUUUCUCUUUCUAGAAACUGGUAAUUAUAUAACCCUUUUUAUAAUCUCUAGUAAAUUUUUUCUGUUAUAUGGCAGAUGCAUUAUUUAGCAUUUUGGUUUUCGUCGCAAAGUUGAGAUGAAUAAAUCACCACUUAUUAUUACGUAACUAAAUGUUCAAGAAUUCUUACAUGCAAACAGAGCUUCAUCAUAGGUGGACAAUGGUGAAUACAUUUAACUAUUUAGUAGAAGUAACUUGAUUAUACAACAUGAUAAAGAGAUGCAGUACAUAGGGAUGUUAUACUAUUCAUACAUUGUAGGACCUAUCCAAGUGAAAUGCCACAGUUGAAGAGUUCAUGGUUACUGCAGGAUUUGUGUAGAUUCUUAAGUCUGAGCUUUGGUUUGACACUAGAAUACAUUCUAUUGGGGAGUGGGGGUACGCGUGUGCAUGUGUGAGUGACAGAUAUUAUUAAUAUUAUUGUACAUUCGGCUCCUAUAAUCAGAGCCUGACCGAUUUAUCGGUUGACCGAUAAAAUAUAUAAAGUUCUUGUUUUUUUUCAAAGUUGCCGGGAUGUCACGUGUCCUACUUAUAUCAGGACAGUUGUAACAACUUAAGCAUUACGAAACGUAUAUAUUAUCAAAUAAACCUUGCGUAGCAAAUAAGCCAUUAAUUUUUUUUUGAGUUGACCAAAUUUGUAACUCUCUCAUUGCCUUCCAUACAAAAACUCCUUGCUUGGUAGGCGAAAAAAUGACAACUGCUGGAGGGAGACAGAUUUUCAGCAGAGUUGGGCCUCUCUCUUCCUCUAGCUAGCCGGCUAACUAGCUGUGGAAAAGUACUUGAUAGCGCCGAGGCAACACUUGGUGCGUGAGGCAGCCCGUGCCAGCGGCUACUUUUGUGAUUUAUGUUUAUUCCUUUCGAGUGCCAACUACCAGAAUCCAGUGGCUAUAGGCCUACAAUCGAUGAAAACGACGUAGCUAAAUACUAAUACAUUGAAAAUGUCUCCUAUGUCGUUGUUUUCCAGAUGGCUGGCAUGAGAGGGCUCAGUUUGUUUUGAAAAUCAUUGCAGUUUAUCCUCCUUUUACUAGACUAGAGUAACACAUAGUUUUUCCAUAACAAAAUAUUGUCUUUCUGGUGCUCCUAAAUUCUUGAAUUAAUGUUAUUUCCUAAAAUGUAAGAAAUCAACUUUCUUAGUAUCAUUGUAGGACUGUUUUAAGCACAAUAGAUACAGAAAAUUUAUAUGUUUUUUUCUUAAUUCGAGCUAUAAUAAUUAAUAAAUAAAUAUCAACAGAUAUAUCAUUAUCAGUGAAUAUUUUCACUCUAAUAUCGGAAUCAGUAUCCAAAAAUCACAUAUCGGUCGGGCUCUACCUAUAAUGUCUGGGGCUAAUUAAUGCAGGAAAUAGCAUUUCAGGUCAAAGAGCAGAAUCCAGAUCUCAUAUAACAUCAGGCUGGUCACAGUCAAUCACAGUACAUAUCUAACCACUUAUUUUUUCCAUUGUAAUAUUGUGUAAUAACAGAAAUGAGGGCUAUUUUAUUAUUUAAUACCUUCUCUGAGCUAAUAGCCUUUGUUAUAAAAGAGCCACACAGUACAGUAUGUCUUAGUUAUGAGGAAUAUUAGGUGCAUUACCCAAAAUAAUGUGAAGACUAAAAUAGACUAAAAGAAUGACCUCAAAAUACUGGGCACAAUAACUGCUGCAUGCACAACUAAAAAUCAAGGUUUUAACACUGUUUUAACACUGUUUUUAACACUAUUUUAACACUGUUUUAACACUGUUUUAACACUGUUUUAACACUGGUUUUAACACUGUUUUAACACUGUUUUAACACUGUUUUAACACUGUUUUAACACUGUUUUUAACACUGUUUUAACACUGUUUUUAACACUGUUUUAACACUGCUAACUGCCAAGGAAACGAGAAACUGUCCAAAUCAAUAUCCCUCCAGGCUUGUGUCUGCCAGAAUCCGUUUGUGUUGACUUGAUCAAAUGAACAGCACACACACACACACACACACACACACACACACACACACACACACACACACACACACACACACACACACACACACACACACACACACACACACACACGACAGGGUGAGAAUACACACACACACACACCCAUGACAGGUUGAGAACACAUACACACAGACACACACACACAGUCCUCUUUAACCUAGUAUUCAUAUAGUAAUAACAGAAUUGGAAAUGUGGACAGGAUUUCCAGUCACUAUGAUGAGUAAAACCUGUGUAGUUGUUGCAUUGACUGCAAUGUUUUUCUGCUCAAUACACUGCCUUCGGAAAGUAUUCAGACCCCUUGACUUUUUCCACAUUUUGUUACAUUACAGCCGUAUUCUAAAAUGGAUUAAAUGUUUUUUUUCCCCCCUCAUCAAGCUACAAACAAUACCCCAUAAUGACAAAGCAAAAAAAGAUUUUUAAAUAUUUUUGCUAAUUUAUAUUUAAAAAAAAAAACUGAAAUAUCACAUUUACGUAAGUAUUCAGACCCUUUACUCAGUACUUUGUUGAAGCACCUUUGGCAGUGACUACAGCCUUGAGUCUUAUUGGGUAUGAUGCUACAAGCUUGGCAAAACCUGUAUUUGGGGAGUUUCUCCCAUUCUUCUCUGCAGAUACUCUCAAUCUCUGUCAUGUUGGAUGGGGAGGGUGGCUGCACAGCUAUUUUCAGGUCUCUCCAGAGAUGUUAGAUCGGGUUCAAGUCCGGGCUCUGGCUGGGCCACUCAAGGACAUUCAGAGACUUGUCCCAAAGCCACUCCUGUGUUGUCUUGGCUGUGUGCUUAGGGUCACUGUCCUGUUGGAAGGUGAGCCUUCGCCCCAGUCUGAGGUCCUGAGCGCACUGGAGCAAGGAUCUCUCUGUACUUUGCUCCGUUCAUUCAGCGGGCUGUCAUAUGCCUUUUACUGAGGAGUGGCUUCCAUCUGGCCACUCUACCAUAAAGGCCUGAUUGGUGGAGUGCUGCAGAGAUGGUUGUCCUUCUGGAAGGCUCUCCCAUCUCCACAGAGGAACUGUAGAGCUCUGUCAGAGUGACCAUCGGGUUCUUGGUCACCUCCCUGACCAAGGCCCUUCUCCCCCGAUUGCUCAGUUUGGCCGGGUGGCUAGCUCUAGGAAGAGUCUUGGUGGUUCCAAACUUCUUCCAUUUAAGAAUGAUGGAGGGCACUGUGUUCUUAGGGACCUUCAAUGCUGCAGAUAUUUUUUGGUACUCUUCCCCCCUCGACACAAUCCUGUCUCUGAGCUCUACGGACAAUUCCUUCGACCUCAUGGCUUGUUUUUUGCUGUGACAUGCACUGUCACCUGUGGGACCUUUUAUAGACAGUUGUGUGCCUUUCGAAAUCAUGUCCAAUCAUUUGAAUUUACCACAGGUGGACUGCAAUAUGUCACGUCUCCUCCCGUUGCUCUCCUCCAGCGCUCUGAUUUGCCAGUCUACUGACCCUCCGGUCUGAGUGCACCACCUCGGCAACACCGGAAUGGAAACCAAACGCACCCUAAUCACCUCCAGCGCACCUGCACCUCAUCAUCUCAUCACCACCACUAUAUAGCCCUGGACUGUUCUGUAUGAUGUUGUGUGUGAUUGUUUAGCUUCGUGUCGUGUACGCUAUCUUUGUUAUUUCUCUUUGUCAUUGUUUAAGUAAACCUUGACCUUGUUAAUUCCUGCGUCUGCGUCCUGCCUCUUCGUAUACUCAGUACUCAUCACACAAUGAAGUUGUAGAAAAAUCUCAAAGAUGAUCAAUGGAAACAGGAUUCACCUGAGCUCAAUAUCGAGUCUCAUAGCAAAGUCUCUGAAUACUUAUGUAAAUAAGGUAUUUUUUUAUGUAUUUUCUUUAUGUGCUAAAAUAUCUAAAAACCUAUUUUCGCUUUGUCAUAGGGUAUUGUGUGUAGAUUGCUGAGAUUCUUUAUUUAUUUAAUACAUUUUUGAAUAAGGCUGUAACGUAACAACAUUUGGAAAAAGUCAAGGGGUCUGAAUACCUUCCGAAGGCACUGUACAUAUUUAAAAUUGUACAUUUCUGCAAUGAAGGUGCUAGUCCAGUGUACAAUCAUGAUUGAAGAGAUAUUGUUUUAGAAAAAAGUAUUCAUUGUUGCUUUUUAACAAAAUAACUGAAUAACUUAUUUCCUAAAUAUAACCAAACCUUUGCUUUCCACACUAUGCGAGAUGAUCCCAAAUGAAAAUUAGUCAGUUUGACAUGUCAAGCUACUCUGCUAUCAUCAUCUGCAAUAUACGCCUUCAAUUACACCUACUUCUUGUAGUGGUUACAAAUAAGCUCAUUAUAUCGCCUCCUUCUGUUGAAAAAGGCCCAAUAUAACAGCCCCUUUUGGAAAGUAAAGGUUUUGUUGGUGAGGCAGGAUGACUUUAACUUUGUGACCAACCAUCGUUCUCAGGCAAGGGACCCGAGACCCUGUAUGCUGGGCAAAAACUCAAUGAUAAUGAGUGGCAUACGGUCCGCGUGGUCCGCCGGGGCAAAACCUACAAGCUCACGGUGGACGAUGACAUAGCAGAAGGUACUAAACUAGCUACAGCCUGAGAGAAACAGGGGUCCAUUUCAUUUCAAGUCCAGUCAAUUCAGAAAGUAAAGCAGAUUCCAAUUCCAAAUAUCCCUAAUUGAAAAGCAUUGAAGAGAAUUGGAAUUGGAAUUUCAAUGUACUUCCUGAAUUGAAAUGGAAUUGACCCCAACCCUGGAAAGAAACUCCCUCAUCUGCCACUGUUUGAAUGGGUGACGUGUAACGGUGUUCUGAUUUAGUUUUAGGAUUACGUGAAUUACAACAUUUGCUAAUUAAGGUUAACUAUCCUUUCAGUGUUUUUUUUUAAUGCUAUUUCAAGUAAUUAUUUGAGAAGGUUGACUAUAAACUGUUAACAUCCAUUGAUAUGUCUGAAUUGUUCUCGCUGAAGUUUAUUCAUUUGUAGUAUUAUGUUGUAGUUAACCAUAUUCUACUGGCUAAAAUUCACCACCUCUUUAAAUUCAGCCUUUUGUGUUAGUAUCAGACAGUGUAUUCUUUUUCUUUUCUAUCUUGUUUUCUUUCUUUCUUUCCCCUACUCCAGGCCAGAUGGCGGGCGACCACACCCGUCUGGAGUUCCACAACAUCGAGACGGGCAUCAUGACGGAGAGACGCUUCGUCUCAGCCAUCCCCUCUAGCUUCAUCGGACACCUGCAGAGUCUCAGGUUCCUCUUCGCUCAUAUUCUUUCUUAUGUUCUUUGUUAUAUACAUUGUUAUAUACUUUUUUUAAAUAUUAUUUAUGCUAUAUACUGUUAGGAUCUUUAUUUCACCCAGAAAGACACAACAGUAUACAAGCUCUUUACAGACAAUGCAAGGAGAUUUUAGUGUGACUACUAUGCCAUCAGAUUGAAUAUGUUGACAUUGUUGAAAUUAUGUCUAUUUUGGAGAAAGCCUAUCUAAAUCAGUUAAGAUGACUGUUAUGUUUUGCUUAACUUUAGCAGGUCUUGGUGAUAAGUUUGUCUCUAGCGAAUGACAGGUCCCUUCCUGUGAACAAGAAAGAGGUUUCUGCGUUUACAUCAGAUAAUAUAUUUAUUCCCCACUCUACUUACGGCAGGUUCAACGGCAUGCUGUAUAUUGAUCUCUGUAAGAACGGAGACAUCGACAUCUGUGAGCUCAACGCCCGCUUUGGCAUGCGCUCCAUCAUCGCCGACCCUGUGACCUUCAAGUCCAAGAGCAGCUACCUGAGCCUGGCCACCCUGCAGGCCUACACCUCCAUGCACCUGUUCUUCCAGUUCAAGACCACUUCACCUGACGGUUUCAUACUGUUCAACAGUGGAGACGGCAACGACUUCAUCGCUGUGGAGCUGGUUAAAGGGUGAGUGGGAUUCUACCUGGUGUUGGACUUUCCUUGUUUGUUUGCUUUGUGUUUUUUUUUUGUUCCAGCACCUCGAUGAAAGACGAUAGGUACACAGGGUUGGUAUUACAGAAGCAUAUUGUCACCACAGUAAGUGACAUAUACUUCAACGAAUACAGAUCUCGGAUCGUAAUUUGACCCAUUUUGUCACAGGGGGAAAAUAAUCCUGCAGCAGGAGGAUUUGAAUAUCUGAAGAGAUAUCUAGAAUUGCCGCCAGGGUCAGCUGGAAGCGGUGUUUGAAUACGAUGCAGUACCAUACCUACAUUGUACCUUAGUCUGCAGGUCCACUGGGCGCCAGUUCAAGUAGCUUACAGUGGGGGAAAAAAGUAUUUAGUCAGCCACCAAUUGUGCAAGUUCUCCCACUUAAAAAGAUGAGAGAGGCCUGUAAUUUUCAUCAUAGGUACACGUCAACUAUGACAGACAAAUUGAGGAAAAAAAAUCCAGAAAAUCACAUUGUAGGAUUUUAAUGAAUUUAUUUGCAAAUUAUGGUGGAAAAUAAGUAUUUGGUCACCUACAAACAAGCAAGAUUUCUGGCUCUCACAGACCUGUAACUUCUUCUUUAAGAGGCUCCUCUGUCCUCCACUCGUUACCUGUAUUAAUGGCACCUGUUUGAACUUGUUAUCAGUAUAAAAGACACCUGUCCACAACCUCAAACAGUCACACUCCAAACUCCACUAUGGCCAAGACCAAAGAGCUGUCAAAGGACGCCAGAAACAAAAUUGUAGACCUGCACCAGGCUGGGAAGACUGAAUCUGCAAUAGAUAAGCAGCUUGGUUUGAAGAAAUCAACUGUGGGAGCAAUUAUUAGGAAAUGGAAGACAUACAAGACCACUGAUAAUCUCCCUCGAUCUGGGGCUCCAUGCAAGAUCUCACCCCGUGGGAUCAAAAUGAUCACAAGAACGGUGAGCAAAAAUCCCAGAACCACACGGGGGGACCUAGUGAAUGACCUGCAGAGAGCUGGGACCAAAGUAACAAAGCCUACCAUCAGUAACACACUACGCCGCCAGGGACUCAAAUCCUGCAGUGCCAGACGUGUCCCCCUGCUUAAGCCAGUACAUGUCCAGGCCCGUCUGAAGUUUGCUAGAGUGCAUUUGGAUGAUCCAGAAGAGGAUUGGGAGAAUGUCAUAUGGUCAGAUGAAACCAAAAUAUAACUUUUUGGUAAAAACUCAACUCGUCGUGUUUGGAGGACAAAGAAUGCUGAGUUGCAUCCAAAGAACACCAUACCUACUGUGAAGCAUGGGGGUGGAAACAUCAUGCUUUGGGGCUGUUUUUCUGCAAAGGGACCAGGACGACUGAUCCGUGUAAAGGAAAGAAUGAAUGGGGCCAUGUAUCGUGAGAUUUUGAGUGAAAACCUCCUUCCAUCAGCAAGGGCAUUGAAGAUGAAACGUGGCUGGGUCUUUCAGCAUGACAAUGAUCCCAAACACACCGCCCGGGCAACGAAGGAGUGGCUUCUUAAGAAGCAUUUCAAGGUCCUGGAGUGGCCUAGCCAGUCUCCAGAUCUCAACCCCAUAAAAAAUCUUUGGAGGGAGUUGAAAGUCCGUGUUGCCCAGUGACAGCCCCAAAACAUCACUGCUCUAGAAAAGAUCUGCAUGGAGGAAUGGGCCAAAAUACCAGCAACUUUGUGUGAAAACCUUGUGAAGACUUACAGAAAACGUUUGACUUGUGUCAAUGCCAACAAAGGGUAUAUAACAAAGUAUUGAGAAACUUUUGUAAUUGACCAAAUACUUAUUUUCCACCAUAAUCUGCAAAUAAAUUCAUUAAAAAUCCUACAAUGUGAUUUACUGGAUUUUUUUUUUCUCAUUUUGUCGGUCAUAGUUGACGUGUACCUAUGAUGAAAAUUACAGGCCUCUCUCAUCUUUUUAAGUGGGAGAAUUUGCACAAUUGGUGGCUGACUAAAUACUUUUUUCCCCCACUGUAUGUAGGUUACGUCCAGGCUACAUGCAGGCUACAGCGUCUCGUGUGAAUUCUUAUGUUGAUUGUAAUAAAUUGACAUAUUUGUAUAUUGAUAUACAUAUUGAUAUACUGUAUAUACAUAUAGAUAUUGAUAUAUUUGGGGGUUUUUCGUUAGGGAGAAUCUUUUUCUUUUCUUUUUAAUCAAUUGUUUUAUUAUAUGUUCAAGCCAAGCAAUAGGUAUAAAUAUAAAUGAUUGGUGGCCUCAGUAUUGGUCCAGCAGUUACAGCUGAUGACCCCGGGUUCGAAUCUGUCCCCCUCACCUCCCCGUUCUUUCCAACUCUGUUCUAUCUCUUCAAUAAAAGCACAAAAAAAAUACGAAAGGCGUGGGACUGUCCCACUCCUUAAAAAAUACCUUUAAGAAAGAAUAAAUCAUUAGACAAAUAACAAUUAGAUUGUGAGCGCACGUCCAACAUAAAUAUGAUUAAAAUAAUAGAAGGUAGGCUAAAUUGAUUCAUCGAACAUGCCCAGACCUAGCAAGCAACAAUAUAUGCUAUGCUAACUGAUAUAUGCUAACUGAUAUAUGCUAACUGACAUAUGCUAACUAUUUCCACCAUUGAAAGAGAAAACAAACCAAAAAAUAGAAAAACAAACUCUAUAUCAGGGGUACUCAAGUACUAUUUGAGAAGGUCCGGUCACACAAAUGUCCUAGGUGGGAAAGGUCUGGAUGGAUAAUGUAAUUAAUCGGCAUAGUAACAAACCCCCACCUCGCAAUCCAUGUGACCCCAAACUGUUCACACCCCUCUUGUUGGCGGAGAGAAAAUGUUGCAGUUUUAAUUCUAAUUUCCCACAAUUCUACACAUUUCGCAUGGGGCAGAGAUUUUUGUUUGGCAGUUUUAAAGCGAAUUUUCUACAAUUCUAUGCGUUCUUCCAUGUCUUAUGUGUGUUUAUAUGAUACCAGGGGUCGGGGGGAACUGCGGUCCGUAUUGACCCCGUUCUGGAUCCAGUCCGUGGUCUGCCAGUUGAGUAUGGAGGCUCUAUAUGCUGAGAUUCAGGUCGGAGAUUUUUGAUGUGGAAAUUAAAACCUUCAGAUGAAUUUUAAGCCUUGAAUACACUGCAAGUCUGCCCUUUCACUUUUGAUUCAGGCACUGAAUGAGUGGAGGAGUUCCACCAUCGGAUCGUACAUUUUUCAAUUAAUUUAAUUUAGACUGUAGUCUACAUUUAUGCCCACAAGUUAAUUGCAUUUAUUUAAAGUCUGAUAAUUUACACAUCAAAGAAAAGUUUCUGAGCUCAACGAAAUCGCCUUUUAGAAGGGCUGAAAUACAUAAACAUCUUGACAGCUUUUAUGAAAUUAAAUAUUGAAGCACACAAUGCAGGCUUUCAAUCCACAACAAGGAUGACUUCAAACUUAAAGUACAGUAGGUCUAUGCUACUAUAGCCGGCGCAUAACAGCUUAGCAAUGGCAAUCUCACUUACUGUAAGGGCCAUCCACAUCAAAGACCAUAACUAUAUUGACAAAUUAUACAUAGCCUAACUAUAAAACGUGGAUGAGCAUCCACACUGGAGGAAAGUGUAUUGUUCUACAGGAGGCCUACAUACAGUGCGUCCAGAAAGUAUUCAGACCCCUUGACUUUUUCCACAUUUUGAUACUUUACAGGCUUAUUUUAAAAUUGAUUAAAUAAAACAUUUUACUCAUCAAUCUACACACAAUACCCCAUAAUGACAAAGUGAAAACAGGUUUUAAGAUUAUUAUAUUUUUUAAACAGAAAUGUCUUAUUGACAUUGCUAUGAGACUCGAAAUUGAGCUCAGGUUCCAUCCUGUUUCCAUUGAUAAUCCUUGAGAUGUUUCUACAACUUGAUUGGAGUCCACCUGUGGUAAAUUCAAUUGAUUGGACAUGAUUUGGAAAGGCACACACCUGUCUACAGUUUAUAAGGUCACACAGUUGACAGUGCAUGUCAGAGCAAAAUUCAAAUCAUGAGGUCAAAGGAAUUGUCCGUAGAGCUCCAAGACAGGAUUGAGUCGAGGCACAUAUCUGGGGUAGGGUACCAAAAAACAUCUGCAGCAUUGAAGGUCCACAAGAACACAGUGGCCUCCAUCAUUCUUAAAUGGAAGAAGUUUGGAACCACCGAGACUCUGGUCUGAUGAAACCAAGAUUGAACUCUUUGGCCUGAAUGCCAAGUGUCAUGUCUGGAGGAAACCUGGCACCAUCCCUUCGGUCAAGCAUGGUGGUGGCAGCAUCAUGCUGUGGGGAUGAUUUUCAGCGGCAGGUACUGUGAGACUAGUCAGGAUCGAGGGAAAGAUGAACGGAGCAAAGUACAGAGAGAUCCUUGAUGAAAACCUGCUCCAGAGCACUCAGGACCUCAGACUGGGGCAAAGGUUCACCUUCCAACAGGACAACAACCCUAAGCACACAGCCAAGACAACGCAAGAGUGACUUCGGGACAAGUCUCUGAGUGGCCCAGCCAACUUGAACCCGAUUGAACAUCUCUGGAGAGAACUGAAAAUAGCUGUGCAGCGACGCUCCCCAUCCAACCUGACAAAGCUUGAGAGGAUCUGCAGAGAAGAAUGGGAGAAACUCCCCAAAUACAGGUGUGCCAAGCUUGUAGCGUCAUACCCAAGAAGACUGAAGGCUGUAAUCGCUGCCAAAGGUGCUUCAACAAAGUACUGAGUAAAUGGUCUGAAUACUUAUGUAAAUGACUUUUCAGUUUUUUGUUUGUAAUAAAUUUGCAAAAUUUUCUCAAAACCUGUUUUUGCUUUGUCAUUAUGGGGUAUUGUGUGUAGAUUGAUGAGGAAAAAAUUGAAUUUAAUCAUUUUUAGAAUAAAGCUGUAACGUAACAAAAUGUGGAAAAAGUCAAGGGGUCUGAAUACUUUCCGAAUGCACUGUAUGUCAAUCAACUGAUGGGCCAAAUCAGCUCAUCAACUCAGCCAGGGAAACAAACAGUAACCUUUUUUAUCGGUUUUCACAGCUUUCAUUGAUAGGGUAACGGGUAAAUAAUCAAAUAACAAGGGGCCUAUUGCAACCAUCGAUGUCAAUAAGAUUCGCGCCAGCUGAUGUGUUGUUAAAUCAUCAAUAUGUACUAAAUUCACCUGCACAGCUGAUCUCACUUGCAACCAUUAUUGGUCACCCCAUUACAGAUCCCUAAAAGAUGCUUGCAGCCAAAUUAUUUCAAGGUAUGUUCGGCCUCUUGUUUUAAAACAGACUACGGGCGAUCUUUCUAUUUGACAAGAAUUCCGUACAUCAUGGCAAAUCUACUGUGGCAAUUUACCCGACACAUUGUAUGAAUGGUAACUAAUGUUGGUGUAGCCUACUGUUAUAAUUUUAUUUGUUUCCUAUUUCUUUUAUCCAUUAAAAAUAAAGUGUCUGGUAUGGUAAAAUUCUUAUCAAGAUAAAAAAUUGCCUGCACUGUCCAUAUUUGAAAUGUUUAACUAAAUCAAGUCAAUCAGGGGGAUUUAGUUAUUUGUGCCAGAAGGGCAUGGGCUGGAGUGAACCCCUUGACGAAACAGUAGGCUUCUAUGUGCAUACAGAAGGCAGCUGCCCUAACCGCUAAACCACGUCCAAGCCAUGAUUGAAGUCAAGAUUCAUAACCUUAGUUUUGCUAGAAACCUUAAAGGCCUAAUGCAGCCGUUUUUAUCUCAAUAUUAAAUCAUUUCUUGGUAACAAAUACCUUCCUGUGGUUGUUUUCAAUCAUAAUGGUCAAAAAUAAACAAAAAUAGCUUCUUAGCAAGAGCAAUUUCUCAAGCAAGAUUUUUGCUAGGACUGUCUGGGAGUGGUCUGAUUGGGUAGGGGAAAAUUGAAAAUGAUCUGCUAUUGGCAGAGAGGUUUGGAACUCUCUUUCUUAUUGGUCUAUUACAGUUGUCACUGACUAGUUGGAUAUUCAUUUCCCACUGAGCAAACAAUUUCUGUACUUACAGCAUUCAUAUAAAUACAUUUGUAUCAUGUUUUUGCUUCGGCAGAGCUUAUUUUUUUUAUUGCCAUUUGUCAAUAAAACUCAUAAAUGCAACUGUUUAUGUAAAAUUGGUUUGUGUUAUACUUGUAGCCCUGGUUGUCUUGAAAAGAAAAUGGUUAAUCACUUCGUUGUGAGGCUAAAUAUAAGGGCUGGACAUGCUGAUAAAUCAAAGUCAGAUAAAUGAAAAGCCAAUUUUUGCUGGGGUCUCGGGACUGAUGGGGUUAAGAUGUCCUAUUUUACGAUAAUAUAUAGGCUACUGUAGAUCAACAAAUAAUAAUGGGCUGUGUUUUUUGCGUGUUUUUGGCCUUUCAAAUCUGAGUCGCUCUCUUUAAUUCGCCAUUGCGCUCCAUUCCGUGGGCUACCUUACUAUUCUCAAUUUCAUCUUGUCUUUACAUCUGAUAUUAUAGUCUACAGUAGGCUAAAGCUUAGGUGUAGCCUACAGCUGCAUUUCGGAUACACUUGACACUUGUAUGUCGUAGUGAAGACCAAUAUCUAUCUUGUCUUAUUAAGCUAGAUAUUGUUGAUGUGUAUGGGUGUAUUUCAGACACAUAUUUGUACAUUUUAAUGUUGCAGUAAUUAUUAUUAUUAUAAUUUUAAAUUAAUUUUAGCGUUUCAGCGAGCGAGAGAGGGAGGAUGAUUUUCAUUGCAGUCACUGGUCCGAAUGACUCCACUGCCACCGCAUGGAGAGAAAGAGAACUGCGGGUUUUCAGUGAACGUGUCUAAAUUCCGACGCUCAUUUUAAUUUCCUGAUAGUAGGAAAACAUUUAGCUACAAAAGAGUGAUCAAAUUAAGAUCCGACAUCAAAUUACACAAAUUACUUUUAACCACAAUGGUUAAAUGUCACCAUUUUGACAUAUUCUAAUAGUUGACCAACCACUCCACUCACAGAGGCCUAGACGUCAUGUCCUCUGCUGCACAUUUUAACUUAAAAAAAACAAACAUUUUAGUCAUUUAGCAGACGCUCUUAUCCAGAGCGACUUAAAUUUGUGAGUGCAUACAUUUUUCAUACUGGCCCCCUGUGGGAAUCGAACCCACAACCCUGGCGUUGCAAGCGCCAUGCGCUACCAACUGAGCUACAGGAGGCCUUUGCACCACGCCUAUCGGUCCAACAGCUGUUCUAUUCAGUGACCAGAGUAACCUUUGACCCCCCGCAGGUACAUCCACUACGUGUUUGAUCUUGGCAAUGGGCCCAACGUCAUCAAGGGCAACAGUGACCGGGCUCUCCAUGACAACCAGUGGCACAAUGUGGUCAUCACUCGUGACAAUAGCAAUAUCCACACUCUGAAGGUGGACGCCAAGGCAACCAGUCAGGUGGUCAACGGAGCCAAGAACCUCGACCUGAAAGGUAGAGUAUAUAACAGAGGUGGUUCAGUGACCUGACAGGUAGAGUAUAUAACAGAGGUGGUUCAGUGACCUGACAGGUAGAGUAUGAUUGUGGGAUGACUAACCUUGCCUGAGACCAGAAUAUCCAUGUUCUAGAGCUAUGGCUUUAGUGGACUAUUGUGGUUUUGAGUCGCACACGUCCACCUGGGUUGGUUAUGUUGAAUUCUUAGAAAUAAAUCAAACCUAAAAUACUCUUUAAUCAAAUAAUUGAUUUGCAGAUACAGGACUGUAAAACAAAAGAUUUACCAGGACAGUCAAAUAAAAGACUGAUUGAUAAAGCUAGACUGUCAGUAACAUGUCCAUUUCCGUGUCCUCUCCUCCUCCCUCCAGGUGACCUGUUUAUCGCUGGGCUGGGCCCUGGUAUGUACGGUAGCCUGCCCAAGCUGGUGGCAUCCAGGGACGGCUUCCAGGGCUGCCUGGCCUCAGUGGACCUCAACGGCCGCCUCCCUGACCUCCUACAGGACGCGCUUUUCCGCAGCGGGCAGAUAGAGCGUGGAUGCGAAGGUACACCCUCCCUCAAAACCAUAUCCGACUCGGACUUCAACUCAAACUACAACCCCAGAAACAACAAAAACUACAACGACAGCUCAGGGAGCCCAUUCGUCCUUAUCUCCAACAGUAGAGCCACCUCCAUCGUUCCUUAUCCUCCCCCGUCCAUCCUACUAACCCUGCUGGUCAUCUCACUCACCACCCAGAUAGCCCUCUGUUAAUGAGAGCAAGGCUGGACAUUUAAAACCACCCCCAACUGCCAUCAUUACAGUACAGUAGAUAGAUGUAGUUAGAGAAGAAUUGGACAUUUAAAAUCACCCCCAACUGCCAUCAUUACAGUACAGUAGGUAGAUGUAGUUAGAGAAGAAUUGGACAUUUAAAACCACCCCCAACUGCCAUCAUAACAGUAGGUAGAUGUUGACCCUAACCAAUGCUCCAGGGUCAGAUAGUAUUUACUCAUCCUAAUGUAUAAAGUAAGGGUUUAAAGUUGGGACAUCUGAUCCUAGAUCUGUGGUGAGGGGCAACUUCAACCUCGAGCCCCAAACCCAGUGUUUUAGCUAGAUGGAGUACAGCUAUGGGCAGAAGUGACUUUAUGUAGCAGGUUAGGAGAAUUAACACAGCAGGUUAGGAGAAUUAACGCAGCAUGUUAGGAGAAAUUAACACAGCAGGCUAGGAGAAUUAACGCAGCAGGUUAGGAGAAUUAACGUAGCCGGUUAGGAUAAUUAGUUUAAGGUUAGGAAAGGAGUUAGGGUUAGGGUUAGCUAAAAUGCUACAAGUUGUCCCCGAUGAGACACAAACAUGAAACUUUUGGUCCGUAGCUGUUCUCCAACUAGCCACAACCCAGACCCAGCUCUUAUCAGCCACAUUGGUCGCACGUUUAUGAUGUCAUUUCAGCACAACUCAAAGCAGCGGUACAGUAACAAUAAUAUUGGUGUUUUAGGUGCUCAUCAUCAUUGACAGUUACAGUCAUGUUUCAGAAAGACAUAAUAUACAUCUUUAAAACAUAUUUGCAGCUAGUAUAGGAGUGUUUCUGUAGGUACAUCACAGGGAGCUACCGGUAUACUAAACAUUUGAUUGUAUGGGCAUAUACCAUAAUUUGUAUGUGAUUAAUUAGUAUUUUGCUCUGUAUAAUAAGUACUUAUCAUAAAUACGAUUAGCUGUUUGUUGAUCUAACAUACUAUAUGCCCCACAUAUUAGAAAUAGAAUCUCAGCUGUUCUUGCCCGAGCAACAAUACAAUAUAGAAAAUGGAGCAUGAAUAAGAAUUGUAACAUCUCUAUGGAGCCAUGUGAAAACCCCAGUCAGAAAUGAUACAGGAGCUUGUAUGAAGUGUGUGCACAAAACUAAAAUGCCUAAGGUUUCCAUUUCUUUAGAGUUUAUCUCAAAGUUUCCAUGCAUAACAGUUAAGCGCGUAGACGGCCUAUUGAAAUAUUUUUAAACUAGCAUCAAAUUUCAUUCAAAUGAACAGUUAUUGCUGCAAUACUCUUGGCACCUGACCUUGAUCAUUAAACAUAUUUAGUUCUUUGUUACGAUAGUUUUUGCUCAGUUUUCAUUAAUUAUUAUUGCUUGCAUGUGAAUCAAUUUGCUUUGUGUACACGUAUUUCCUGGAGCGUGUUGUUUCUCUCUUCUGUUUUCAAUUUCAACAUCUCUGUUUUCAAUUUCAACAUCUCUGUUUUCAAUUUUAACAUCUCUGUUUUCAAUUUCAACAUCUCUGUUUUCAAUUUCAACAUAUCUGUUUUCAAUUUCAACAUCUCUGUUUUCAAUUUUAACAUCUCUGUUUUCAAUUUCAACAUCUCUGUUUUCAAUUUCAACAUCUCUGUUUUCAAUUUUUACAUCUCUGUUUUCAAUUUCAACAUCUCUGUUUUCAAUUUCAGCAUCUCCGUUGUGUAUUUAUUGUUGUCUUAUUUUGAAAUGACCAUAUCAGAGAGCCACACAAUGGUGCAGUAUAAACCCAAUAUACCUUUAAAUUAUGACUAUUGAACAGUAUAUAUCUAUAACUCAAUAUUAAUAUCCCCAUAAGUCUUCCUCUCAUUACAGCUUACAGUUUAUACAAUGUACACCAUGAUGUUUGUGUGACAUAUCAGUUUAUUUAUUUAUUUAUUUUUCACAAUAAAAGCUCAUAAAUCACAUUUAUUUGGUCUUCUGUUGUAUCACAUUCAUAUCAUUUCUUAUUUUAUUGUAAUUUUGUUUGUGAGUGGUUAUGAGAAUGUGUGUGCACAUUUAUUUUUUGCAAAAUAAUUGUCAUAGUAUGAACUUAUCUGUCAAGAAUAAUGGCAGCCUAGUUAGUUGGGGUUUUGAGCACACAGUUGGACAACAGAUGGAGUAGCGUGAUCAAAAAUAAUGACUUCGCGAACAGUGUUGUAGGCCCACAGCGAUGACGAUAUUUACGUAUUUACAAAGAUGGGAUAAAAAGAACUACUAGCAACCUAACGGCUACGAGGUCAAAACACCAAACACUGUAUAAACUGCAGCAAGACUCACACAGCUAAGAGCUUAAGCAACAACAUAUUGUCUAUACACAACCUACAACAACACCCCCCCCCCCCCAACUAUCAGAAUGGAUUAUGCCAAACAAUGUGCGGGAACCACACAGGUAAUGUAGUGAAUGAGAACACCCAACAUGAAGACUUUGUGGUUGUGGUAACCAGUGAUGACCCCCCCCCCCCCCCCCCCAUUGACCUGUAACUUUGCUAUCUGUUGUAAAAUUACUGUAAAAGUCCACUGUUUGAUUUGUGAUUGGUUGUGAACAGGGUAGGCUAGUGUGACCGUGCUAUUCGUUGAUCUCGCGCUGAUGCAUGUAAUUAAAGUUGUUUAUUUAUUCAUGUUCAGGUGAGAGCUCGCAUUUGUAUGUUAGCGGUAGUGCUUCUUUACAUUCAUGCUUUAACAAGUCAUUAAGUUGCUUAUUUCGCAAAAAAAGAAAAACAACACAGAUUAGUUUUUAACAUUGCUCCCUCAACUCACCAGCUUGAGGCUCUUCAUGUUGGUUGUCACUAGUUACCACAGCCACAAAGUCAUAAUUGUGGUUAAACCUAUUUCUAUGAUUUCUCUUCUUAAAAUCUGAUUUUGAAACUAACCCUAACCCUAACCUAACGUAGCAGGCGUAAAAGAAACGGCUCAAACUAGAUCCCCUACAUAAAAAAACUAACAAAAAAAAAACUGUCUUCUGCACUGUUCAACCAAUCCAGUAAAUGUGGAGGAGGAGUUAAGAUGAAGUGUUGCCUUGUUAACGUCUAAAAGUGGAAUUUGCAUCACAGGCUCUCUUUCCAUUUCCGGUUGUUUGGGACUCGGCAGAGGCUACCUUAACCCAACCUUAACCACACUGCUAACCAUAUGCCUACGCCUAACCUUAAAUUAAUACCAAAAAGCUCAUUUUUCUUUUCAUGAGUGAUAUAGCCAAUCUUGACUUUGUGGCUGUGGUAACUAGUGACAACCGUCAGUGUCUACCUGGCAUAGGUUAGUGUAAUCGAGGCAAACCCUCACUAGAUGGCGCCGAUGCCUCAGUACAUAGGUGGAUGCAAACGUUGGGGGACUGAGCUGCAAACUGAGAAUGGCAGGCCCGGGAAUCACUAGGUCAAUUCACUAAUGAAACAAUGUUAUGGGUUUUCAAUGCAUAUCGUUGUUUCUGUGUCUGACAUCAUCCUUGAAUCAUCUUGUGUCGUUUGUCCUCUUCCCUUCAUGAUAAAACAUAUUCAUACUAACCUUUGUGUUGUCAUCACUCUUGAGCAGCAAUUGUCCCAUUAUGCUUUAAGUAGACUAUACAUCUACAGAAUGUCUAAAUAAAUACAUAACUAAGAUUGAUUGAAUACAUUAUCCAUGUAAAAUGAAAAUGUUAAUAUUCCUAUGCAGGUUUCCAUGCAGAUGUCUGUAUGUUAUUUGUUGUUGUAAUUUUCACUUGAAUAUUAAUGUUUUAACAAAGUGCUUCUGAAUAAUGUGUAAUGACUGAACAGGUUGAACAUGUAGCUAAAUCAAUGGUCCAGUGCCCUUCCUUCCUAAUGCAUUUGUUGAAGUGACAAAUAUACAGUGUGUCUCAAUACGUUCAGAAUCUCCAAUCCAUACCCAUCUUCAUCGACAUGUUUUCGUUGUACUGUCCCCAUCUAUUUCACCUGUCUCCUUAUUGUUUGGUUGUCAUGGUAGCAUAGCCCUGACCCCUGACCCCUUCCUUAGAGAAUUUGAAGGGCAUGUCCCUGUUAGUAAAGUGCUGGCUUUAUUAACCGACAGUCUUUGGCCACCUACUAACCUUAUUUUAUUGUUUUCCACUUUCUGUUCUUUUCUCUAACAAAGUUGGUUUCAUCAAAGCUGACCUACAAGGUAGAAGGUUCAAGUUCCAUUCUGAGCUUGGCUGAAAGAUGCUGUGUGUAAUGUUAUGUGUCACCACUCACUAAAGACAAAUACCUUGGCUUAAAGGUACUCUCAGCAAGAUGACAUCAUCGUAUACAGUGGGGUGACUUCCUGUUUACAGAAAACAACAACAACAGAAUUUUGGCCUCAAGGUAGAAACACAGCAGAUCCAAUAGGAAUCUUGGCUGAUUUAAACUCUGAUAUUGUUGGCGGUAAAGCAGGAAGUCUUCAAGCUGUGUUUGAUGAUGUCACCUUUAAGCACAAUCGACAGCAAACAUGGCCAGGUAUUGAAAGAUUAUUUGUGGCUGGCUACGUGCUUGUUAUAAAAUGGUUCACUUCUGGAGAAUGGUAGGUAGGGGCUGCUAGUCCUACGGCGUACCCUGGAUUUGCGUCGCCGGGAGGCAUGCAGGCGGGCAGCCAGAGAGGCAGGCAGGAGACAGGCAGGCAGGAGACAGGCAGGCGGGCAGGGAGGCAGGCAGGAGACAGGCCAGCGGGCAUGGAGGCAGGCAGGAGACAGGCUGGCAGGAGCCAGGCAGGGAGGGAGACAGGCCGGCGGUCAGGGAGGCAGGCAGGAGACAGGCCGGCGGGCAGGGAGGCAGGCAGGAGACAGGCCGGCAGGAGACAGGCAGGGAGGGAGACAGGCCGGCGGUCAGGGAGGCAGGCAGGAGACAGGGAGGGAGGGAGGUGUGCAGAGAAGGAGACAGUCUAAUGAUUGCGAUGGAAAGCUUUUGCAUAAAUAAAACAUUAGCCGCCUGUAUAAUUAUGUCAGCAGAUAUUGUUUUUCUGUAUCGGGCCAUGUACAGUCUGUCUGGGCAGCGCUGUUAAUCAAUCCGCUAAGUCUUGCAUGGUGGGUCGACACACACACGCACGCACGCACACACAAAAACAUACACACGCGCACACACAUGCGCACACACAUGCGCACACACGAUCCCCUCUCCCCCUCAAAUGCUUUUAGGACUGGAGUGUGGAUGCCCCCUGAUAGGCCAGUGCGAUUAGCACACUAAUUAAAAUGACGGUCGCCUAAAUUAAAUUUGAGUUUCCGACAGUCCGACAGCCGGUUUCAUUAGAAUGCGAGAGCAGCUUUUAAAUGCAAUCAGUGCAGGCCGGAGACUGAUGGAUGGUGUUUUAGAGAAGUUUAUACACGACUCUCAUGUCCAUACCCAAAGUCCACUUCGAGGGGAUUUAGGACAUAUUUACUUUAGGAAAAAAAUUCCCACCCCAGACGGAAAGAGAUAUCUACUGCUACAGCUGAGCAAUAUCAACAAAUGUUUCCUCUGAGAAUGUGUUCAGGUUGAAUUAAUACAUCGGCAAUUUCAACAGAGAACACGCGCAUACACGGUAGAUGAAUGUCAGUCUAGCUAUAUGAGCAUAUUCAGCACAACUCUAUCUCUGUCAACUCAAUAAAGCAUGUCUCAUGUACCAACAGGACAUAUAAAAGUGUGUCUUUAGGAUUCAGGAACAUUGACCUCUUCUUCACUUGCAGCUUGUAUUAUUAUUAGUACUUUAUGGAUGUAUUUCAGGUUACUGGUCUAGCUAAUUUGGUGCCUGUAAAAAAAAAAAAAAAAACAUGUAGUGAAUCAUUUUAUCUUGCAUAAAUCUAAGUUCCACUGCACCUUUUCAUUACACAAUAAAUGCACUUUUAGCCCACUAUGAUUUUGUUCAAUUUCUAGUACUUUUUUCGUUUAUAAUGGUCGUGCGCAAGAAAAUUGCACUUAAAUCCAGUUUAUUUGCAGUGGGAAUAUUGUCCCGAUUUUUCCCUGAAUUGGUUUUGUGCUGCUGCACAGCAGAGACUGCAUUUCCUCUUAACCACAAUGUGCAAAAACAUGGGAUGAGUCUAGAAGGUGGUGAGUCUAAAGUCCUCGUGUGGGCUGCAUUCCACACAGAUGCAUCGUCCGAUAUUCCCUCGCUCACUCACUUUUCACAGAACUGGAAAGGGUCUGACCCGUUGUAUCGGUUUCGUGAAGGAGAGUGGGCGAGGGCAGAGGGGUAAGGGGACGCCUUUCUGGGAUGAGACACAGCCCUGGACUUAACUGGACACAACCACACCAACAUUUAUAUAACAAAAGCACAUAUCCUACAUAUAGCUAUACAUCCCAUCUAUGUGUACCACUUUGCUAUUAAAUAUUUUGUUUCUUUGUCUUCUUUCUGUUGUUCCCGUGGUAACUCUUCUCCAGUGUCUCUGUGUGUAGACUGGUCUAGGCUAGAGCAGGGGGAGGGGGGAGGGAGGAUGGGAGAGCUUACACCCGGGUCACACUUCAUAUUAACUUCUGGUGGCUCUAAAACUGUGUGUUCACAUGGGGCUGACAUGAACGGGCAUAAUGAAACUACAGUGUGUAUAUAUUGAAUAAGGUUACGACUUGAACAAUGUAAUAUCAUCGCAAAAUCUCAAUAACCUCACAUAAACUAUACUCAAAUAAUUGUUCUAGUCAUUGUAACUACUAUUGAACAACACAUACCACCACUGUAGACUGUGUGCAGUAAUUCGUUUUUUUUUUAUUUCACCUUUAUUUAACCAGGAUAAGCCAGUUGAGAACAAGUUCUCAUUUACAACUGCGACCUGGCCAAGAUGAAGCAAAGCAGUGCGAUUAAAAACUUACCAUGUAAUUACACAGUUAUAGAGGAACUCAAUGUGACAGAACGGGACCCUAGUCUAGUCAGUUUGUCUGAAUCCACCAGUUCUCUCUCAUCAACCAGCCAUGUUGAAAACACGUCCAGCACCCUGUUCAAUGUCUGUGCACUAAAAGUCUUACUAAAACCUACUUGGAGGGAAUGCUGUGUGUUUUUUUUUCAUUAUUUUUUUUUCUUCUUCAGUUUGGUGCACCUCUACGGUACUAUAACACCUUUGGAAUUCACAUAAUGUACUUGUUACCUGUACUAACCUGACUAAUGCAUGGCCCACUGACGUGCACUGACACCUCUGCAUGGCACCUGUUGGGGAGCUGUUGGCGAGCUAGCGCUCUCACCUGUGCCCUGGUGUCACAUGGCUCUGCUCUGCCACCUGUAGGUCCUAGCACCACCUGCCAGGAGGACUCAUGUGCCAACAUGGGCAUCUGUAUCCAGCAGUGGGAGAACUACACCUGUGA